GGAGGGGGCCUUUGCAGUGGGUCGAAGGAGAGGGAGAGAGCGCGCACCCACCACACGCACGCACGCGCGCGCAAACACCUCUCUCCCGGCCUUGCCUCUGGUGGUCUCUUCCGCAGCGUGAGUCUCCCGCCUCUCUCCGCUUCCUUUCCAUAUACCUGAGGCGCGGCGAGAUUGAGCAGGUGGGGGCGUGAGGGGGGGCAGGGAGAACGCGGGUGUGGGUGCUGCUGUUGCCGUGGGAGGGGGGAAGGAAAGGCGGCUGGGAGAGCGCGCGCAGCCCCGCCGGAGCGGUGGGCGGGAAGCCCCUGGAAGGGAAGCGGGCGCGGGGGGGGGGGGCGGAAGGCGCCAAGGCAGGGAGUCCAAGGCGCCUGCUUCGCGCGCGCCGGCUGCGGCUCCUGAGGCGAGGUGAGGGCUCUUUCCCGCGCGGGGUUCUUGCGGGUGUUUUUCGCGUGCAGCUGUUGCUCCAGCUCUGCUUUUCGCUUCCGGAGGGGUCCCCCGCCGCCUCCUCCCCGCUGGUCAGCGUCGGCGUCCAGGAGAGGAGGUGGCGAGCGGGCGCCAAGCCGCGCGGAUGCCGAAGUGGGUGCGCGGUGGCGCGCUCGGCGUGGGCUGAGGAGGGCGAUGGAUGAACAGUCGCCCCUCCAGGCACACCGGCACUGCCUGGAAACGAAAUAGGCGCAGGCAGCCCGGCACCAAGCGGUCAAUAUUAGCGGGCUGUGUUUUUUUUUUAAAAUUAUUAUUUCGAGUCUGUUUACGUCGCUCCUUAGCGCGCGCGCUCACACACACGAGCAAAGCCCACAGUGGCGUCCUGUUGUCCUUCGUGCGUGUGGUUAAUACUAAAAAGGAGUACCUAAUGCAUAUGUGUACGUGUGAAAGAUUCCUCCUGUGUUGGUUGGGCAAUGUAGGGAGCGCGCUCCAGCUGGGGAAGCGAGGUGCUGUUUGUGUGUUUCAGUUCUUGUCACUGCACUGAGUAGCUAAAACCUGAUCUCCCAAUUCCGGACUGCAGUAGAAUAUUAACAACGGCCAGCCGGGCUUCUCCCCCUUUCCCCUUCAAUGUUCUCCUGGGAUAACACUUGACUAAAGCCGACCUGAUGAGACAACCCGGAGUCGCAGUGGUAGCCCAUCACUUUCUGACCAGGCUAGGUGCUGAGAAAGCCCUACUGGGUCGGUAGCGCGCAGGUAGUGGAAAGCCCACUGCUUCGGAGUGCUGUUUGCUUGCGACCUUUGUGCGGCAGCCCGGCCACAUCGCGGGAAAGGCUGGAUGGUUGGAGGGGGGCGGGGGGAGGCUGCUGCGGCGGGUGCAAAGUGAAUAGUCUUAUAAGAAGGGACUUUUUUUUGUUAGCCAACAGGUAAAAUUAUUAUUUUGUUUCUGAUUAAAUCGCCUAAGUUUCAUAUUAGAGGGAAACCAGCAACGUGAUCCUAUUUCCCCAACUUUUCCUUUCAUGAUAAUCUAUCUAAUUAAAACGUUCCAAAGUUAGGCACACGUUUAUUUAUGGCUGAAGAAGACCUGGGUUUUUGGAAUAGGUAUUAGACAUUAAAAGCCUGCCAGCUGAUUUUUUUUUUUUUUUCUGAGGGGUUGAUAACUUGCUGCUCUGGAUUUUUAAUUUUUAAAUCUGUUUUGUUAUGUUUCUGCUAUUCCCGUAAAGCUUUUUUCUUAUUGUAUAAGAAGAGGUGUGUGUGUAUUAGAGUCAUAGGUCUCUGAGGGAUGCAUGCAGAACUCCAGUAGAAUUUCACCUUGUUAAUUAAAAGUCAGCACUUAAAAAAAAAUGCUGCUUGUUGCAUGUCUUUGGCAUCUCAUGAUCUAGAGAAGCACAACUCCAGUAGAAUCAAUGGGGACAAAAAGCAACCUUUUUGUAAUGUCCUUUGUACAGGUUAUAUGGAAGCUGUUGUCAAAAAAGGAGAGCUUCUCCCUUGUCUGGUACCUGUUUGUGAGAGAUCAAGGCUUGCAGUUGGUCUAAGAGGUUUUCUAUUAGACCACUAAAACAAAUAACCUGCAAGUGAGAGCCUGUUUGAACCCAGAUGCUUUGGAAAGGGUUACUUGCCUGCAUGUCUGAAGACAGGGGUUCUAUCCAAGUGAGCAGUGUAUGUUAUAUAUAUGGCGAAGGGCUGCAAUUCUGGGCCCACCUCAAAUUGGUUGCAAGAAAUAUGCAUCUGUGAAUAUGGUGGAAAUGGAAGGCGAGUGAGACCUUAAUUAACCUUAAUUAGUUUGACUAUGCUUUUCCAUUAUUGUCUACUUUUGUAUGUUAUCUGCCUGUCUGUUAUGUGGUUCCAGUAUUCUAGACAAUCCUUGAAGGCAGUCCCCACAUCUUGAGAGAUCCUUGAGAGAUGGGGGUGGGGAGAAGGCAGAGGAAAAGGAAAGCAUCUGCUGAAAUAUGUGCAGUGCUAGGUUUAUUGGUUGAUUAUGGGUCUUUUUUAAAAUGUGGAAUUGUUUUUGGUAAUUAAGAUGUUUAAACCUCAUCCAUUAUGUUUUUGCAAUAGGAGCUGCAAUAUGGACAUAGUGCUUGAUGGAACAGGGAAGUCUGGUAGCCUUUUGUUUUAUACAGCAAUCACAUAUGUUCCUGUGACAGACUAAAAAUUUGGUCAUUAAAAAACCCCUACUUUAAUCAGAACCAUAUUUACUCUGAUGGCAAUCCUAUAUUCAUCUGUUAUGGUUAUGUUUUCAGAGCCAUGUAGGCUUUUAUGAGACAAUUGUAUACUGUAUAAUGAGCAAAUAUUCUUUUAAUAAAAAAAAUCCUUGAAGUGAGACUAUUUCCUGGCUUUACGUUUUGCCAUACCAUAAUAUACUUCUCAAGCUCAGUCUAAGCAUUAAUGUUAAUCUGUGGAAGUUGCUUGAAGUAUAGUCGUACAUUGGAGCUUGAACACCUUGCAAGUCAAAUGUUUUGGCUCCAAACGCCGCUAGUGAGUGUUCCAGUUUGCGAAUGUUCUUUGGAACCUGAACGUCUGAUGCGGUUUCCGCAGCUUCCGAUUGGCUGCAGGAGCUUCCUGCAGCCAAUCAGAAGCCAUGUCUUGGUUUCUGAACAUUUUGGAAGUCGAAUGGAUUACGUUUGACUUCUGAGGUACCACUGCACUUCCUUUGUGGUGAUGUAUUCCUGCCUCCACCAUACUGUGUUGCACUCCCACAUUCUAUGUGAUUUUUCUACCUAGUCGAGGUAACUUCUGUGGCAGUAGGAACAUAAGAAGAACAGGUCAACAUCACUUCUUGUCCAGCAUUCCACUCUGAGUGGCUGCUUAAUGGGAGCCCCCAAGUAGGGAUCUAAGCAGAACACCACUCUCCCCACUUGUGAUUCCCAGCAAUGGUCAUUCAGAGGCAUAUACUGCCUCCAACAAUAGUGGUAGAACAUAGCCAUCAUGUCAGCUGGGAUAGGUCAGUUGGUAGAGGAUGAGACUCUUAAUCUCAGGGUUGUGGGUUCAACCCUGAACCCACAAAUGUUUCCUGCAUUGCAGGGGUUUGGACUAGAUGACCCUUGAGGUCACUUCCAGUUCUACAGUUCUAUGAUUCUAUAUGGCUUGUAGUUACUGUUAGCAUUUUUUUUGCCAUAAAUUUGUCUAAUUUUCUUUUAAGGCCACCCAGUGUGGCUUGUUCUGGCAGUGGCUACAAAAAUAAUGUGGGUGGCAGCACUACAUGUUGGUGUAAUAACAGGUGUAAAGUGCCACUUGAAGACAUAGCCUUACUCUGAGUUCUGCUUAGAUCAGUAUUGAUACUCUUGUUGAUAGUAAUAGUCGAAAAUCUCAAGCACAGAAGCAUUUCCCAGCCUUGCUACUUAAAAAUCCUUUUGAAGAUUCCAGGGAUUAUAUGGGCCUUUGGUCUGAUCCAACAGGACUUUUCUGAGCAUGAUAAUUGUAUCCCAGCAACGGUAUUGGCUACCCCAGUUUGGGGGAAACUACACUGUAUCUAGCCCUGAAGAAUAUGGAACUGCAGGGACUCCACUACAGCAAUAGUCUCCCAGAUUUGGAACGGCUGAGCUAAGUACAAUUAUCAUUGCAUAGUACACCAUGUCAUUUCUUUACUUUCUCACUGCUUAGACUGCCAAUGGAAGAAACUUGCUGUCUUGGACUAGUCAACCUGCUUGCUUGCCUUUCAACCCUUCCACUGCAAUUUAUUUUCCUCUUUCAUCUUGCCCUUACCAGUGGCUGUACCCAGUUCUGACACAAUGCUGGCCUUGAAUGCCCAAGUGUUCUAUACUGCAAAUAAGUACAGAUUCUCUGGUGAGUCUGGCUUAGAUGGCAGAUUCAUGUUUCUGGUGUCCACUUCUAAAAAACAGAUAUGCACCUAAAACCAUUAGAAAAAUCCUUAUGUCCAUAAUAAGGCUGCUGAGACCAGAAGCUCCAGGAUUCCAUGCAGAGGAAGGAGGAGACACCAAAUCUAGAUUUUUCACUAGGAAGCUCAAAGGUCCGAUAAUAGAUUUGCAUAAAAUUCCAUUAAAAGCACCUGAUGUGAAGAACUCAUAGUCUACUCUAUAAAGAAACUUGGAGAACUUGGACUAACAUUUUAGUAAGUAAUUUUGUGCCUUACUGUUAUUUGUAAUUAAUGGUCACCCUUCAUUCCAUGAUGGGGUCCCAUGAUGAAGUAUAAAUGACAAAAACUAAAGAACACUAUAAAUGUUAAAUUAAAUAAGAUUAAAAACACAGCUUCCAGCCAUUAAAACAGUUCAGCGAGCCAUAAAAAUAACCAUGCCUUUGCUUACACUCCUUCCAAUGCCCAUGAAAAGAUACUGUAAACAGUGACGCAGAGAUCAAAGCAUUGUACUGCAUUAGCAAAUGCACCCCACACCUGGCCACUACCACAUAAACACAUUAUGCAGAAGCAGGAUGUGUAUUUUUAAGAAACUGGUAUGGUGGUUAUCUUCAUUUUUCCAAGCUGGGAUCAAGUGGUAGUGGUUCCAUGUGCUGCCUUGUGGUAUUUUCACUAUUACUUCCCAAAUCUGAACCCCGCCUGUGUGCAAUUCCAGAAGAGUAUUUCACCUUCUGCAUGUUAGUGGUUGAUAAUUUGGUAGCCACAAUAAGAUGUAGCACAAUUUUUUCCCUACCAUUUAGUAAGUGGGCUCUCUCUGUCACUGAGCAAAGUACGUUGGCACACCAUAACACUUGCCAAUAAGCGCUCUAGUAUUGCGCUUUCUCCUCCAGAUGUUUUCAGGUGGAAAGUGGGGGUGGGGGGAGGAGGGAGCAGAGAAACAAUAGAUGCCAAAUCUGCAUCUGUGUUAGACUCAAAAUUCUGCUUGCCAAAAUUGCAGCCGAGUUCCUUAAAUAACAAAAUUAGCUUUUCUAAUUCCCGUUGACUUUUUUUAACCUCCACAGACUUUUGCAUAAAAGGCACAAGCAUGAGCAUUUAUUCUUUUUAACACAAGGGGAAUCCCAGGCAAUAGGAAGUCUUGAUUCAUAUAUUUAAGCAAUUUUACUCCACACACUUGCAGUUCAGAACUACAGUACUGAGAAAAUGCAUUACAUGCUAUCAGCGCAGUUGAUACAAUACAAGCAGAGACUUAUUAUGUAGCAGCUACCUACUGCUUAGUGUAUUGGGAAAUGUGUUACAUAGUUGUGCUAUUAAAUUCUCAUCUCAAGAGCUGUAUGCUAUACAUUACUAUGAAGAAUGAAAUUAAGGAACUAACUGCCAUCACAUAGACUGACUGCAUAUGUCUUCCAGCCUCAACAAAGCAGUAAAAUUUCUUGAUACCCUAAAUGACUGUGCCCUAGAGCAGUUGGUCAUGUAACAGACUAGAGAGAUGGCAACUCUGGGCCCUAAUCUUUAAGUAGCACCCAAGCCCUGGUGCAAUAUGCAAGUGUUGCUGAAACUGUGCAGGGAGCAGUGACCAUAAUGCUAUUAAAUUAAAUAUACAGUGGUACCUCUGGUUACGAACUUAAUUCGCUCCGGAGGUCUGUUCUUAACCUGAAACCGUGCUUAACCUGAGAUAUCACUUUAGCUAAUGGGGCCUCCCGCUACCGCUGCACGAUUUCUGUUCUCUUUUUUUUUAUAUAAGAUAUUUAUUAAGGUUUUCAGAAUAUUACAAGACAAAAAAAGAAGAAAAAAAGAAAAAUACAAAAUAAAAACAGUUAAAAACAAUUCCUUCCUUCCGUUACUUAGCCUUCAUUUGCUUAUUUCCAGGACCUCCUCACACCUCCCUUUUUUGUAUUCCAAUUCAGUUAUUAGUUCAACAAAUCCCUCCCCUCUUUAUGUAUCCUAAUCGUUAAUCAUAAAGUAUUUGUAAUUUUAAAUUUUUACCUAUUAAUAAACCAUUUUUUUUUCAUAUUCCCUUAUAACAUUUCGGCUAAAGACCACUUAGUUUCUAUCCGACAUCAUUCUGACAUUCAUUAAUUUUGCAAUAUUUCUGUAAAUAGUCUUUAAACUUUUUCCAAUCUUCUUCCAUCGACUCUUCUCCCUGGUCUCGGAUUCUGCCAGUCAUUUCCGCCAAUUCCAUAUAGUCCAUCACCUUCAUCUGCCAUUCUUCCAAGGUGGGUAGAUCUUAUGUCUUCCAAUACUUUGCAAUGAGAAUUCUUGCUGCUGUAGUAGCAUACAUAAAAAAAGUUCUGUCCUUCUUUGGCACCAAUUGGCCGACUAUGCCCAGGAGAAAGGCCUCUGGUUUCUUCAAGAAGGUAUAUUUAAAUACCUUUUUCAAUUCGUUAUAUAUCAUCUCCCAGAAAGCCUUGAUCCUUGGGCACGUCCACCAAAGGUGAAAGAAUGUACCUUCAUUUUCUUUACAUUUCCAACAUUUAUUAUCGGACAAAUGGUAGAUUUUUGCAAGCUUGACUGGUGUCAUGUACCACCUGUAUAUCAUUUUCAUAAUAUUCUCUCUUAAGGCAUUACAUGCCGUAAAUUUCAUACCUGUGGUCCACAACUGUUCUCAGUCACCAAACAUAAUAAUAUGUCCAAGAUCUUGUGCCCAUUUAAUCAUAGCAGAUUUCACCAUUUCAUCCUGAGUAUUCCAUUUCAACAGCAAGUCACGAUUUCUGUUCUCAUCCUGGGGCAAGGUUCUUAACCUGAGGUACUACUUCCGGGUUAGUGGAGUCUGUAACCCAAGGUGUUUGUAACCCGAGGUACCACUGUACAUUUAAAUGUACAUUUUAAUCACCAAUUGCCAAGUAAAUCCAACAUGGUAGCCUGUGAUAUCAAAAGAGGAAACUGCCCAGAAAUGAAGGGAUGGGGGGGUGGUAUUUAAAAAGGUGAAAGGCAAAGCCAAGAGGGUCAAAUUAAUUCAAAACAUCUUCACUGAGCUAUGAGUCCAAGGUCUCAUUCCUUGCCAGACUUUGCCAGUUCAGACCCCAUGAGUAUAUAUGCAACAUUAUUUUUUUUAAAAAAUUUGCCCCAACGUGCAUGACUUUACACUUGUUUAUAUUGAAUUGAAUUUGCCAUUUUACCACCCAUUCACUCAGUUUGGAGAGGUUAUUUUGGAGCUCUUCCCAACCUUUUUGUUUUAAGAACCUUGAACAAUUUAGUAUCAUCAGCACACAUGGCCAUUUCACAGCUCAGUCCUAACUCUAGAUAAUUUAUGAACAAGUUACAAAGGACAUCCAGCAGGGACUUCACUUUCUCUAUUCCUCCAUUGGGAGAACUGUCCAUUUAUUCCAGUUAUUCUUCUUGUUAACCAGUUCCUGACCCACAAGAGGAACUCUCCUCUUAUUCCCUGACUGCCAAGCUUACUCAGGAGUCUUUGUAUACCAUCCCUGUUUCACUGUACGUAUGGAAGCCAGACAGCUGUGGCCAUUCAUGCUACUAGUUUCUAAACCUAAACACACCAGUGAAUAAGCCCCAUUGAUCAUAGUAGAAUUUACUUCCAAGUGAACAUGUGUAGGAUUAGUUAUGGCUAUUAAUCUUUAACGUGUGAUGCAUUCCUAAAUCUUAUGAAUAAAUAUGAGAAAUGCAGAGUUUUAAAACAUUUUCAGCAUGUUGCAGAUGAUUUCACGUACAAUUACUUUGGGGAUUUUUCCCCCUCACCAUUUUUUAUUAACCCUGCUCCCAUUCCAGACCUGUUUUGGAGAGGGAGGGGAGUUCUAUGUUACAAUGCAUAGCUAUGUAAGUCUACUCAGAAAUAAAACCCAUUUAGUUCAAUCAAACAUACACGUAUCUAGGAGUAUAGGAUUGCAGUCCGAAUCCAUGUCUGAUAAGUGGCACUACUUUUAAAAUAUCACAUGUUUCUCUGCUUCUACACUGAGCUAAAUAUGAAGCAUCUAAGGACUGACUUGUUUUUCUGUUACCUUUGCUAGCUGUUAUUGGCUUCACUAACACAAGUGAUACAGUGCUUCUCUAUUGGUCAGGAUUCAACUAGCCCUGCGCUGUGCUAGUGGAAGCUUAUGCAAGGACUACCAUUGGGGGUUUUCCCCUUCCCACCCCAUGGUCUCUGUACACUUCUCCCAAAUCCACCCGGGGUGUGUGUGUGUGUGUGUGUGUGUGUGUGUGUGUCAGAAGAACCUCCAAAGCAGCACAGAUAGGAAGGAGAAUGGGAAUCACUUUGUGUGGCAAGCUGAAAUAUUGUCCUGAUGGACCAGUGAUGUUGAACUUGAAUUCCUCCAUAAGGUCCCAAUGGAUGGCUUCUGUUCUGAAGAAUAAAAAUGAUGAGGCAGAGUUUAUGUUAAUAUUUGAAUUUUGAUAAGUCCUUAAAAAUAAAAGCCUACUUUUUUUUUUUAGUUUGUACAGCCUGCACAACUUCUGUAAAACUUAAGGUGACCCAUUCUUUCCACUGUAUAAUAGAAAUCUACUUUUUCCAGCAAAUUAACACUUUGAAAGCUUUUUAGUGGUAAAGCACCCCAGGCAAGUGCAUUGCUAGGCAAUUAUAAUAUGCUACCACUGAUAUAUAAAAGGUGCAAGGCUGCAGACCAAAAUGGCUUUUAGCACCAGAGGGGGAAAAAACACUGUAAUUGCCUUAAAAUGCAGUGCCUGGAGUGUCUAGCUUCCAUUAUGAACUGGAAUUCAUGCAUAUUACAUGUGUGCACAUGCACACCACAGAGAGAGCUACCUGAGAAAAAGCAAUUUGUGAGUGUGUGUCAUCACAUAAAUAAAUGGCACCAAUAAACCAACAGAACGUUUAAAAGUAAUAGAUAUAAUUUGCAUGUAUAUGCUUGCAAAGCUGUGCACCUGAAAUUUAGGGUGGUUCCCACCCCCACCCCCAUCCCUUUAGCAUGUGAAAGUUUUUGAGAAACGCUGUGGAGUCCCUAAGACAGUUGGAUGCCUCCUUCUGGCAACUCCUGCAGCCAAGCUGGUGCCAAAUGUAUUGCUCUGCUUGCAUCUGGCCCAUAUCAGCGAGGCUGAGAGUGGGGGUCUUCUCAUCUGGGCAGCCCAAGGUUCAUGCACACUGCCUAGGUUUGUGCCCUGAGGAGGUCACUUCAGUGCUGUUAACGUAUCAGUUAGACUUCACCCCCAGAGGUGAAUUCCAUUGUCUCUCGAGGCAGAUAGAUGCCAGCUAUCUGUGCAAGCUUUUCUACUUGCCAAGUGGAACAAACCCUCUUUCCUCCCUCUGAGUGCUGUUCUGGGGGUUCUCUUGUACCCCUCAGAGCUGAUUGAGGGGUACAGGGGAAGAAAUCUGGCUCUAUGUGUGGGGUAGCAUUUCCUUGCCACUAGUCUCCUACAUCACUGGGCUUGGGGUAACAUUUCAAGACCAGAUACCAUUUUGUUGAGACUGCGUCAUGAAACACAGGCAAGCUUAUGUACUGUUUGUCACCUGGAAUAUAUUAAACAUUCCCGAACCUUUGUGUGAUCAGAUGCAGCAUGCAGGUUUCAAAGAUUUCUCUUGCAAUCUCACCUAGACCCUUGGCACUGAAAAAAGCUGCAGUUCGCAAGAGUGUUGCAUUUUAGUAAGCCUGGAGGCGUGUAGAAUGCUCAGUGACUUAGAGAACAAAAACAGUGGCCUAGCAGAAUUAGGUAAAUUUUUGAAAAUAUUUUCUGUUCAUAUAUUGGUUGACUCUGCAGAGUUUACUGCAAACACAAGCAACUUCUUCUUCUUCUUCUUUAUUGAUUUUAUAUACCGCCCUAUACCCAGAGAUCUCAGGGCAGUUCACAGAAGAAAAUCAAAAUACAGAACCACAGAAUACACAGUCAAAACAAAAACCCACCACAUUUUGAAAGGGCAUAGGAUAUCAGUCAAAUCAACCAAAGUUCUGGUUAAAAAGGAACUUUUUUGCCUGGCACCUAAAGGUGUAUCAUGAAGGAGCCAGGUGAACUUCCCUGGGGUGAGCAUUCCACAGAUGGGGAGCCACUUCAGAGAAGGCCCAUUCCCAUGUUGCUACCUUCCGGACCUUUCGAGGAGGAGGCACACGAAGAAGGGCCUCAGAAGAUGAUCUCAGGGUCCGGGUGGAAAGAGGUGGUUCUUGAGGUAUUGCGGUCCUGAGUCAUUUAAGGCUUUAUAGCUCAAAACCAGCACUUAGAAUUAAUAGUGAGCUAGUAGUUAGGGCUGAAUGCACUGGACAUUUUUGCCUACAUAGGUAGCAGUUGCGGAAGAAUAACCCUGAGUCAGUAACCAUAGGCACACUUGGCUAUGUAAACAAGCUGUUUAAUAUAUUUUUGGGGUUCCAUUUGUACCAGGGAUCUGGUACAGUGGUGCCUCGCAAGACGAAAUUAAUUCGUUCCGCAAGUCUCUUCGUCUUGCGAGUUUUUCGUCUUGCGAUGCACGGUUUCCCAUAGGAAUGCAUUGAAAAUCAAUUAAUGCGUUCCUAGGGAAACCGCCUUCAGACCAGGUCCGGGGACAGUCUGUCCCCGGACCUCUUCUGAAGGCUGAGGGGCAAGGGCUUUUCUUCCUACCCCCAGCAUUUUUAAAACCCGGGACAGCGGAGGACUUCUCCGCUGUCCGGGCGAUCUUAAAAUGCUGGCGGGCGGCAUUUUAAAAUCACCCGGGACAGCGGAGGACUUCUCCGCUGUCCGGGGCAAUUUAAAGCCCCUGGGAAGGCAGGCAGGGGGACAAAGACUUUUGCCCCCGCCAGCCUUCAGAAGAGGUCCUGGACCUCUUCUGAAGGCGGGCGGGGGCGAAAGUCUUUGCUCCCCCGCCUCAAAAGCCCUCCGGGACAGGCAGGCAGGGGGAGCAAGACUCUCGCCCCCGCCCACCUUCAGAAGGUCUUCCUCCCCCCGCCCGGCGUCGGAGCACCGUCCCGAAGCCGGGCGGCGGCGGGAGGUCUUCCCUCCCCGCCCGGCCGGAGCACCGUCCCGAGCCGGGCGGCGGGGGAGGUCUUCCUCCCCACCGCCCGGCCGGAGCACCGUUCCGGGCCGGGCGGCGGGGAGGUCUUCCUCCCCACCGCCCGGCUCGGAGCACCGCUCCGGCCGGGCAGAGGCGGGAGGUCUUCCCUCCCCGCCCGGCUCGGAGCACCGCUCCGAGCCGGGCGGCGGCGGCAGGUGUUCCCUCCCCCGCCCGGCCUCGGAGCACCGCUCCGAGCCGGGCGGCGGCGGCAGGUGUUCCCUCCCCCGCCCGGCUCGGAGGAGCCUUCCGAGCCCGGCGGCGGCGGGAGGAGGUGUCCCCGCCCCGCCGCCAGGCUUCGGAGGAGGUCCGAGGACAGUGGGGAAGACGCGCUGCGCUUCCCGCUGUCCCUGAGAUUUCCCUAUGGGCUGUCGUCUUGCGAAGCAAGCCCAUAGGAAAUUGUUCUAUGAAGCGCCUCCAAAACGGAAAACCCUUUCGUCUAGCGGGUUUUCCGUCUUGCGAGGCGUUCGUCUUGCGGGGUACCACUGUACAUAGUGUAAAAUUCACUAUGUUGUGCAAAAUGAUGUGGGACUCUGGCUUGGGUGCUGUGCCUUUAAAAGCUGUGCAACAGGUGAGCAUUCAGCACAGAUGCUACAUUUCCCUAGUGUGAACAUGUAGUGAAGAGGAAAUCUUUACAUGUUGAAUUUCUGCCUAUUAAGAAGCUUCAAGUACAGGCAGAUGCUCUGGAUGCAAAUAACCACCAUUCCUAAAAAAUGUAAAAUUCUGAUCUCCAGCUAUGAAUUGUGUGUCUGGCCUAAUUUGGACACAGGAGAACACAUUGAGAGAAUUCUAAUUUCCUAGAGAGAGAACUUGGUGCUUUUCAAACAAUAGAUCAUCUGAUAUUUUACAUAGCAGCCAGACACAUUCUAGGACAAGGCUGGCACACCCAGGGAACAUCUAGAGUUUCUGGAAAUUAGUACCCUUACUUUUUGCCUGCUGAGUCUGAAAAUGUUAACUGUAAUUUGGAGGAGCCAAAACCAAUCCAUCUUUCUCUGUUGCAUACUGCCAGCCAGAGUGAGCUUUAAAACAGGAGCAUUUAGGAUUAAAUCAUACUGAGGGCCAGACUAGAAAGAACUGUUAAUUGCACACGGAAUGGGGAGAGGAAGCUUAACUCUUUCUCUUCCUGCUAUGGUCCCAACAAGAAUCCCUUCAUAGAAGCUGCUAUUUGCAUCUCGAGGGAAGCUCCCAUUGGUGCCAGCAGAGGCCUCCCUGGAAACGCAAAUAGCAGCUGCAAAUAGAAUGAAACUUCAAAUCCCCCCUGCCCUGGUCCUGAGGCUGCCUUCUCUGUGGCUGCUAUCAAAAAGUACUGAAUCUGCUCAUGGACUGAAUUCAUUUGCCAGGCCCAGAGCUGCAUGGGCUGCUGCAGCCUUAAGGGAAAAUUCUGCAAGACUGAGCAUAGCCCCCUCCCCAACAAGAGCUUAAGGUGGUUUGGAAGAGGGAUUGCUGCCCAUGGUGUACACACUUCUCCCGCUAGUGACCCUGGUAAACACUGUAAGGUACCCUGAUGUAUUACAGCAUCUUUAGAAGGAUCAGACCACUGAGAGGUUAAUUACAUGAGAGCAGGAAUGAAAGACCAUGCGGUUUAUCCACUGAAAGCUAAACGGGACCUUAAAUUACAGUGACAUUGCAAAAUUCCAGUAAGGAAAUUAUUUUGAGAAAACAUGUUGACAUUUAUUUUUCACCCCUGUUAGAGGCAUAUGUUGUUGAUUUUCAAGUAUGGGAAGACUGCAAACAGGACCAAAGUACAGCAGCAUCACCCUCACUCUUCAUGAUUCUCAGCUGCUAUACACAGGUGUACGGCCUUGAAUAGUAGUAGAACAUGUUGCUGUAUGAUACUCUGUGUGGAGUCUUCGUUUUGAGUACCAAGGCUGAGGUGUGCUCAGUUCCAUUCCUGGUUAUCCCCAAGUUUUCUUUAUUUCAGCAGUCUAAUUUAUAUUAGGGGAAUUGCUAUUGUUCAACUACUUAGAGGUUGGUUUGUUUUUACAAUCAAACAAUAUAUAAAUAUUGUUAAAUAAAUAAAAAUAAACUCUUUUGUUGUGACUAGAUCCCAUUCCAUAAUUUCCAUCAGUACUUGCUCAUGACUGAAUUUUGCCCUUUGUGUAGAACUGUUCCCUUACUAAUAUAUUUUUGUUAUAUUCCAAGUGGUCAGUCUUACUUUUGAAAACAGCUGAGUACAAGUUAUUUUUAAAAGGUAUGGAAGCUCUAAUGCACAUACUAGGUUCCCUCCACCAAAGAGGUUUCGCUUUUCAGUGAACAGAGCCCACUUGCUUGUGUAUUCCUUUGUACAGCUUCUUUCACUGAAAUAAUAAAUGAAGAUGCCCAUGUAGUCUGCAAUUGCGUACUGUAUCAACAAUGCAAACUAUGGGCAGUCUGGAUUGGGAUAGUAUGGUGGCAGAAAUGAUUGCAAAAAAGAUCAUAAAGAUGCCAACGGCAUUUACUGUCUUGAGUAUCUGUGAGUCUAAUGUAAUAUGGUGUGUGUUAAUGAAUUUUUAAAAAUAGAAGCUGACUUUAAACUGGGAAACAUUAGCCCCCACCCAAAAAAAGAAACCACAGUCACGACUUGCCAGGUAAAAAAACCACCCUCUAUUAAAUAGUAAGCGACUUCUGGUGUGAAUCAUAUCCUUUUGAAGUAUGUUUUCUAGGUGAUUGAAGUCAUAUGGGUUGAUUGAUAGUUGAGUUAUAUAAAUGUAGGUUCCUGCCCCACACCCUAAUUUAAGUACACAAUGGAUAUCAAUAUUUUUUUUUAGCCUGUUAAGCUCUCUUCCAUACAGUAACUAACACAAGCCAUCAAACAUCUUAAAAAUAAAUAGUGUUGUUAUCCUGAUUUUGGUUGACCAUCUGCCAGGUUUGUAAGACAAGCCCUCUUGAAUUCUUGGUUGGAAUUCAACAUAGUGCUAAGUAAGCAUUCCUCAGUGCAAGAAUUUCUGCUCAUUCAACCAAACAUUCUCCCCCUGUGUACCCCCUAAAUAUGUUCUAGGGGUUACUCCGACCCCCCAGGGACAGAUUUGGGGCACAGGAGGAGAAGGGAGGAAAGACCUGUUGCACCGAUAGAAAUCCUUGUCCUGACAGGAUAGGUUAGUUGAAUCCUGCCCCUUCUGUUGGAAUUCAGUAUCUUUGCAUAGUUGAAAAAACAAACAAACCCUGACCAGACAGGCAAACCCUUUGGCUAAUGAUUGACACUGAGGGAUGCAUGUGGCCACCGUAAUUAGUGGCCAUUGGUUACAUAUGCACCCUCCAGGUUUAGAUGCUGUAUGCCUCUUGAAGGCAACUGCUGUGGAGCAACACCAUAUCCCAUUAUGUGCUGAAGUAUAUUUGGAAUCUUUUAUGUCCUCAGAGUUAUGCUCUGGGUUAAGAGAGAGAAUGAAUGGAAAUCUUUUUCCAUAAUCUUUAUCAAUGCCGAUUUUCAUGUUGCCUUUUAUGAACCCAUCACUGCCUCCCAGUGGUACAAGCUAGCAUCAGAUAUGAAAUAAAAGAGAGUUUGUGAGUGCAGGAGCUGAUGAAGUAUGUGUAGCCGAUUUUAUCUGUUAUUGUGUUUGAUAUUGGUAUGCUGAGUUUUGUUAGACUGUUAAGACUGUGAUGGUGUUUUGGACAGCAAGAAGCACAGCGAGAUACAGUGUAUAUAUAACCCCAGCUGAAGGAUAAGAUGAUGCACUAUUGAAUACAGUCAUACCUUGGUUCUCAAACGGAAUCCGUUCUGGAAGUCUGUUAGACUUCCGAAAACAUUCAAAACCAAGGUGCAGCUUCUGAUUGGCUGCAGGAGCUUCCUGCAGCCAAUCAGAAGCCACAGAAGCAGCGUCAGACAUUCGGGUUCCAAAGAACGUUUGCAAACCGGAACACUUACUUCCGGGUUUGCAGUAUUCAAGAGCCAAAAUGUUCAAGUCACAAGGCGUUUGACAACCAAGGUACAACUGUAUUCAAGCUAUUUUAAAAAAAUACUAAGUGGAAAAGAAACUUUAUAAUGGAGACAUCUCCCCCCCCAUCCUGCCCUGUUUGUGCCCAUGAUGGCGCAUUGGGCUACCACCUGGCUGAAACUAAGCAGACUUGGGUCUAUAUGUCACCUUGGGUUCCAUGAUGGAAGAAUGGUGGAAUACAAAUGUAGGGUGGGAUGGUCGUCAUCAUCAUCAUCAUGAAGCUGGAACUUCUGUGUUAAAAUCAGCUAGCUUAAUAAAUAAGUACUUGAGAAAGUUUACGCAUCUGACUAUGUCUACAUUAAUGUGUCAAAGCAAUUCUGCCCAUAAGUAGGUAAGGAAGUGUUCAGAUUUGUGACUCCUUUUUGUCUCUGCUGCCACAGGAAACCUUUACAGGAAGAGUAGCAGGAUCCCAUAUUAGCAAGAUCCCAUAAUCCAAGGUAGCUACAAACUGUAAUAAUAAUAAUAAUAAUAAUAAUAAUAAUAAUAAUAAUAUAAUUUCAAAAUUAUUAGACCUGUCAGUAGCUCUUUUUGUUGAGUGUAUUGUUUGUAUGUUGUGUUUGUAGGUGAAAUAUUCAUAAAGAAUCAUAUGUGGUCUUCAUAAUUUUGCAAGUAAUUGGUAGGUAGCUACAUGGUAUAUGCCAACUAUGGACUGAGUAGUAUAAUAGAUGAAUGAAAGUAUCAAUCCUUCUACAACAUAUAGCCAGACGUUUAAAUGACAGAGAAGUCCUCCAGCAGUUCCCUCUUGGAAGAAGAUAUGAAACUACAUUUCUGUGAUGUGGAAUUGCUCCGUUGCUAGCUCAGCUAGACAGCUAGGUGCUUGAGCAGAAUCGGACAUUUCUUCUCAGGGUCUAAUAAUGCAUGGAUAAUAAUAAUAAGAAUAAUAAAUUUUAUUUAUAUCCCGCCCUCCCCAGCUGGAGCUGGGCUCAGGGCGGCUAACAACAAUAAAACAGUACAACAGUACAACACAACACAACACUCUAAAAUCAUUCAUUAAUUCAUUGGUUGAUUAAUUCAUUCAUAAUUAAUUCAUUGGUUGAUUAAUUCAAAUCAACCAUUGGGCCAGAGCUCCGCGAAGAUUGCCGAAGGAGGGAGUCAGGCUGUGCCCUGGCCAAAGGCCUGGUGGAACAGCUCUGUCUUGCAGGCCCUGCGGAAAGAUGUCAAGUCCCCCAGGGCCCUAGUUUCUUGUGACAGAGUGUUCCACCAGAUCGGAGCCACGGCCGAAAAAGCCCUGGCUCUAGUUGAGGCCAGCCUAACCUCUCUGUGGCCUGGGACCUUCAAGAUGUUUUUAUUUGAAGACCGUAAGUUUCUCUGUGGGACAUACCAGGAGAGGCAGUCCAGUAGGUACGAGGGUCCUAGGCCGUAUAGGGCUUUAAAGGUUAAAACCAGCACCUUUAACCUGAUCCUGUACUCCACCGGGAGCCAGUGCAGCUGGUAUAGCACCGGGUGAAUGCGUUCUCGCAGCGAGGACCCCGUAAGGAGUCUCGCUGCAGCAUUCUGCACCCGCUGGAGUUUCUGGGUCAGUCUCAAGGGCAGCCCCACGUAGAGCGAGUUACAAUAAUCCAGUCUGGAGGUUACCGUCGCGUGGAUCACAGUGGCUAGGUCAGGGCGAGAGAGGUAAGGAGCCAACUGCUUAGCUUGGUCAGCGCAUACACCCAAAGAGGCUUUCCCUGAUGUCCUGCCCCCUGCUGAAAUCAGGUUUGCACUAAACCUAUUGUAGACAAUAGAAUGCAUUUUUCAACACUAAUUAUGUCAUGUGAAUGAUUUGGGAACCCGCAGGGGAUGUACUCUGACGCCUGAAAUACCCCCAGAUUCACCCUCCUGACUUCUUUCCCUGAUCACAGCAUUCAGCACUCUGCUGCAUGGCCACAUUCUAACCUUUCCCUGGGUAGCAUUUGCAUGGUGAAUAUGAUAUGUGAUGCUAAUGAUGUAGCUGCAGCAAUCUCUAUUUCCUGUUAUUGUGAUGUUUUUAAAAAAUGUGCAGCCAGAGUCUCAGAAAUCUCCUCAAGUCCAUUUCUGUAUCUGUGGAGGAGCUGGGUCACACAUUAGGUUGUAUGAGGAAAUACGUUCUCAGGGAUGGUAAUGCGAAGAAAAUUCUAUAACAUCUGAUUCAGCCCACACUUUCCUGUCUCACACCUUAAUGUGUGCCAGUUGGAAAUUGCUGUUAGAUUGGUUCUGAGCCUUCUUUGUGAAAGAAUCUAUAUUAAUGGACUUCUUAGAAAUUGAUCUACAUUUUGUAUUAGAAAAUGAUUGCAAGUGCUUCCUUAAAUUGUGUUUUGAAGGAAUAAUUGAUACAUAAUCACAUUUGAUGAUGAGUCUCCUUUUUAUUUAUUAAUUUUUUGCCAGGAUGAUAGGCUACUAAAAAAUAUAACAGCCCUGCAGGAUCAAGUGAAGAGUUCAUCUAGUCUAGCAGUCUCUUCCUAACAUUGGCCAGCUGCAUGCUUCUGGAAGGCCCACCAGGAGGCUAAAUUUUACAAGAAAACAAUGUGGUGGUGUGACCACUUUUCUGAAAGAUGCUGUCUUGAAUAUUGCCUCUGGUCAUAGUGAACUGCUGUCCCAUAGAGAUCCAGUUCUUGCACUUGGAUAAAAUCAACGCUUAUAUGAUUUGAGGGUAGCUACAUUAUUGGGUUUAAUUCUGUAGAUAAGUUUUAUUAUUCAUGCAGAUUAUGCACGUGUGUGACUCCUAGGAUGAAUCAGAGCACAUAGUAAUAAAUAUCUCUGCUUAAGAUUGUUUCUUGAAAGUCUUAACAGUUCUCACUUCAUGAUACUGGAUUCUUAAAUGCAAUUGGCACUAUCUACCCACCUUCAUUUCUGUGAAAGGUUCCCCCACCCCGCAAAAUUGUUGCCUCUUUUGUUAAGAAGUGUGGAGAAAGGAUUCCUGGUAGAGUUGCUCCGAUGUAUAAAAUGGCCUUUCUUUGUCCAUAUGUAGUAUUAGUAAACAUCCUCUAGUGCGAAACUUACUCUGAAUGCAGUUGAAGUCCUUACAUCUACAAGAUAUUUCAAAAGUGCAACUGGUUUCCUCAUAUAUUCAGUCACACUUGGACUUCGGAAAUAUUUGAUCUUUCUGUAAAGGAUACAUAAAAGCAUGCCUUGCCCUAUUUUUCAUGGAGCAUCAUGUUUGCAAUGGAUAGUUUUGUAUAGUUGGAGUGGCCAUGUGUUUUAGGCAAUGGUUUGCAGCCGUGCCAGGGGAGCCACUGCAGCAAAAGUGAGGGACAAGUCUCUGAAGUGUGCUAUGUUGAUCCCUGGAGCAAGUAAGAUGAGCCUUCUCUAGAUUUUUGCUUCUGUCUUCAGAACCAAGUCCCUGUACGCUGCAGAACAGUUUUCAGGAAACCUAAUUGUUUGACCAAAGCAUAAUUAGAAGUUCAUGGUGGAAAUAUUGACUCAGACAUAAAAAUAUUGAUUGCAUAUGUUAUGUGAUUAAUUAAGAGAUCUGUGGGGAACAGACUUCACAUUCAUGGAUUAUUGUUCUAGAAGUGCACCAGCAAUUUUGCAAAUGGGCCAUCUCUUUUCAUUUUUGUCCCUUCUGUUGUCUCUAUACCCGCUCCACCCACCCCAUUACUGUACAGAAGCAUUUUGAUUCAGCUAAAUGUGAGGUUCAGUUUUAACACUUACUUGCUUACUUAGUCAAACCCUUAUUAGACAUUAAAAAUAUAGACCAUCCAUUUAUAAACAACUCUCCCAGUUUGCAACUAAUAAUUAUAUCUCUAAUUUCCUCCUCUUUCACCCUUGUCCACUCCUUUAGUUUAUCUAGUUUGUUAUUGUUGGACUCCUUUCCAUUCAAUUUACUAUGUAGAUAAUUAAAUAUGGAAACGAAAUACUGAGACAAUUUAGAUUCUGCAGUUGAUGGGACAGCUGGUUGGUCGCCAGCUUUCAGACCUCCAUAUACUCCCAACCAAAACACUUUGUUAUUUUUGUUUUGAAUUAAGUCAAUUGGGACCAUUUUUGGGUGGCAUCUUUUUGUUUCUUUUUGGCCAGAACUAGGUGAUAUUUUCUUUUUUCGUCAAAGUAGGAAGGUUCUAGUUUGGUACGGUUAUCUUUGGAAAUUUGGCACAUUUAUUUAUUUAUUUUUUAAGUUGAAGACAUUCAUUGUCGAACCAGGGACUAGUUCUGCUUUUAAGUACCCUGACUUUUGGUGGAGUGUUAAGCUCUUCAAACAUUUUGAAGAUUUCACUAUAUACUUCCAGAAUGUCAGUACAAGAAUUGAUGUUCUUUAGAUUAAAGAGUAAAGGUAAAGGUAAAGGGACCCCUGACCCCAGGUUCCUAAAAGCAACUAAGUUUUUGCCCCACUGCUAGAAUCAUUUCCUGGAACGAUUUUAGUUGGGCCAUUUGCUCAUGUUGACAAAAAAUUGUGUUGUUAUGAUUAGUUGUUUCUAAAUCAAAGCUUAAAUUUAUAGACAUCAGCAGUGGUUGGUGAUUGUUUUCAGUGAGUGUCCCAAUUCUAAAGUUCACUAUCAGAUUUACAGUGUCAAAAAGGACCAGCAUAUAGUUGAUGACACUACACCCUGGUGGGGGGGUAUGUAAAUUCCCUGUUUCUAUCACCAUCUAUUGAACCAUUCACAAUUUGUAAGUUAAAAUUAUUACACAACUCAAGCAAGCAUAUACCUUCCCUAUUUAUAACCUUGUCUCUAGAGAGUCUUCCUAUUUUCAUUGAAUGUGCAAUGCCAUUGGUGGUAUUCCUAUUUAAUACUCACCCUAGCAUUAAAUGAGGUGUUUGGGUAUCUAUCAAUCAAACUUUCAAUGUAAAAGUUUAGUUGUGACCAAUUCUCAACAGAGAUAUUACUUGAUGUAGCAAGGAGGGAUAUUGACAUUUAUAAGCAGCAAAAUAUCAUUUUUGGAAGUUAAAAGUAGAGCUUGUGCAAAUGAAGAGAAUUUUUUCUAACUGUUUGACUUCAAACGCUAGGGUGUCUUUAAACAGACCACAAAGCAUUGCUUUAGGCCGGCCCUUGGAGUUAGGUUUCGAUGCAGGGAUCGUAUAAGAUCGUAUAACUCCCCAAAUGCAUUUCUCAUUCAUACUCCGUGAAGAGCACACUUUUUCUUUCUUUCAUGCUUUAGGAGAAGGUGGUAGUAACUGAUGAUUCAGCUGGGAAAAUCCUGGAAUUGUAGUACAUAGUGACUGAAUGCUUGGUAAGUUUAUAGUAUCUGCCAUUUGCAUAGAAAAGGAGCAUGAAACUGUUCUCCAAAUAUGUAACAGGAAGGUCAGCUUUGAUCUUGUGUGAUUUAGCAGAAAAUCUAAGAGGUUUACUACAGGUUUCUAUUUGUUGGUUCAGGGGAAAUCUCACAUAUAUAUUGUAACAUGAUGAUGUCAAUCCUGUGUAAGCGAUGUCAGGUAUAUAAACUAAUAUCACACAUAAUCUUCACACAGGAUUUGUGUAAUUCCUUCCAGAAGUAACUUUUAUCUGAGAAUUUUGUAAGUUGUGAAACAAGCUUUAGUAAGUCCUGCACAGUAUAGAGGCUGAUUACUCAUAUUCCUGAAUUGGGCCUUUGCUUUUUAACAUCCUGGCUGCCAUGUUGUUUGGAUUGCCUUAUGACAGCCACCUCUGUAAUGACAGAUGAUGAAAAGAAUGCUGUCUGACUUCUACGUAAAGGAAAAGUAAAAAUAAAACAAAUGAUUGUCUUCCUUAGCAAAGAAUACAGCAAGGGCAGUACGCCAAUAAACUACGCACACUGGAUGACUAACAGGGCUCCUACAAUAUCAGUGUAGGCAGGGAAUGUGCUAUGUUGCCAAAAAAGCAUACCAUAGGUGCUUCCGAAUGCUUUUAGCCCCUUAAUGCCUUUCUCAAAAAUCAAAUUUUGAGGAGAAUGGUGCUCAUUCAUGCUUGAAAAACAAUUUCGAUAAUAAAUCAUUUUUAAACUGGUGGCCUUAGAUUUAGCCCAGAUGAAUCUAUCUGAAGUCACAGGGCUAAUUUAGCUUAUAUCUACAUACAAGGCUGAAGACCGAACUGUACAUUGUUGCUUCUUACUAGUUGAACAAUUGCUUCUAAAGAUAAAUAGUUGGGCUUCUGAGCAUGUGUUCAAUUUUCUUUCACUGAUAAAGUAUAUGUAGUGUAUAUGUUACUGACUUCAGCAGUUGCUUCUAACAAAUGUAUAAUAAUGAAACCAUUAAAAAUAGCUAGGCAUAAGAGGAGCAUCCAUAUAAAGUUACUUGUUUGAUCUCAGAGUAUAACUUCUUUCCCUGAUGCAAGGGAGAUAAUUUGUUGUUCUAUUAUGUGCUUUGUUAUACAAAUGCAUGUUUAGUGGUCUACACAAGUUAUGCUGUAAGUACCUCAAUACUAUGUAAAUAUGAAGUAGAGCCCAUGAAUGGGAGGCAGGACACAGUACCUAUCCACCACUACAUAUAUUCCAAGUAACUCCUCUGUGUACAGAAAUCAUGUGAUAGAGGUGCCUGUGUGUUGAAAGUCAAAGUCUGCUAACGGAAUGGGAAGUGACCAUAAGGCCAGGAAAAGCCUGGGACCAACCACAUUCGGAAGGGAGUAGAAAAAGAUGGUGUUUUAAUUUAAAUAUCAAAUUCUGAAUUUUGCACAUCCACAGAUUUCCAAUACAAAAUUUGGCUAGAUUUCAUAUAUGGGCAAAAUUAUUCCAAUGCAUUGGACUAAUGGCUGAAAUCACCAAUCGUUUUUGUGUUGUCUGCUACUGCUGCAGUUAAUUAGGGCUUGUUUUCUAUCCUCAUUAAUUCAGUUUAGAACUUGAAAUCCCAACCUCUUUCCCCACAAAUGUUUGAAAGCAGAGCAGUCUCCCUUUGCUUAAUUGAACAUUAUGAUGCUCUGUCUCUGGCUCCAAGUUACCAUGUGUAGAAAGCUAAAUGAAAGUAUAGCAUGAGAUAAUCUUCCCUGAUAAAAAUCAAAGGCAGGAAAAACUAAAUCUCUAACAACCCAUUGUCAGGAAAUAGAUUGUAAGAGAAACCUGAAUGAGUUGUCUUGUAUUUAUUCCAGAGAUUUUGGGGUUCUUUCUGGAGAUGUACAAGGUUUGAGCAUAGGAAGUGGCCCUGCUUCCUGCUCAGCAAUGUCUGCACAAACAGCUGUGGCUUCCUAGUCCUGUCUAGAGAUUCUGUCUAUUAAAACUGGAAUCUUCUUCGUGCAAAGAAUGUUCUCUUCCAUAGACCCUCGCUACAGUUUUCUACCAAAGGAAUGACUUAUCUUUUCAAGAAAUCUUACAGAGGAAAAUAUAUGAUAGAAAUUAUGGAAGAAACAUGGAAAUAAAAGACUACACUUUGGAAAAGAGCAUAAAUUUUAGAUGCCACCCACUGACCACUCUCCCCUUUCAGGUCCUUUGAAAUAAAAUAGUGGUUGCAACACAAGCAGUCGUUGCAGGAUACAGUCCACCAAUAACGUGGUCCAAAGGCCAAUAUUUUCCGGUUUGAGUUAUCAACAUUUGUCUCACUCAUAUCCACAGCUUUAUGCUUUAUACAGUUUUACAUUAUUGUGAUAAUUUUCCUUAACCUUCUUAAAAACACUUGGUAUUAGAACACACGUUUACACCGUGAACUGAAAUACAAUCAGCAUUAAUUAAGCCCCCCCCCCAAAAAAAACCACCCAUGGUGCUACUGAUGGUAUUAAAUGUUGUCUUGUUUUCCCCCCUUUUCAUUUCUUUCUUUCUAAAGGGUUUUUAAAGCAUAAAACAUUUGCAAAUUCAAGAUCAAUUGUCCGAGAAAGUAUCAGAAGUGUACCAGAGGAACCAUUGGGAGAAGUAACCAUGUGACUGAGAAUUUUUGCUGCUUGACAAAUGGUGAGUGCAUUACUGUGGAUCUUGACUUUUAAAAAAAGAAAAAAGAGUGCAAACUUUUCCACUUCACCAUAGUGAAAAUGUUCUAGAAAUAUUCUCAGAACAUUGCAGUGCAUAAGUUAGAAGCAUCCUUUACAGCCUGGACAUUCUGCAAAUAACCACUCCUAGUAACAUGCCCCUUUUAAAGCUCUUGGAUAUAAACUUUGGGCUGCAGAGAUUAAUUUAAAAAAAUACUAACUGCAGAAGGAAUCUAAAGACAACUUAAAGAAGAAGUUAAAAUAUUGUUGAUGGAAGUUUACUGGAAGCAGCUCUAAAACAACAGUAUACUAUAUCAUGAGUUCAGUAUCCAUAUUCACACCUAGAAGGUUAUCUCGGUGGAUCAAAAUUUCAGCACCAUGGACAGCAUAUUUUCGGCAACUGGGGAAUUUUUGACUUCCAUCCAUAGGGGUAAACUACUUCUUUUAAAAGCAGAUGAUUAUGGAAGACUGGGUGGUCUGCAGGUAUGAGAGAUCUAUGCAUACCUGAGUAAAGACUAUAGUAUUACACCACAAGAGCAGAAGAGUAGUUGGGAGAGAAUCUGCCCAGCUACUUGGAGAUUCCAAGACAAGAGUGAUACUUAAUUUUCUAAAAUGUGGGAGAAGAGACCCAUGUGAACUUGUGUUUCUUACCUGGGCUCAUCCUGAGGGAAACAGGAGUGGGAGUAAUAAGAGAUAGGAUGCUGAGGUAGCCAGGAGAAGGUUUGGUUGGGUGAUUCGUGGACAAUGAUCCACCAAACAGCAGAUUUGGCUUAUGCAUCACAGUAGUAUCUAGGAGACCUACAGUCUUACCUUUUCUGAAGAUGUGAUCUUUCUGUAAAGUAUUUAUGGCCUUUGAUACCCACAAAUCAGCAAGAACUAUAAUGCACAACACACAGCUGUCUUUGCUUACAGUCAACUCAUUGGAGGCAGAAUUUAAUCUUCCUCCUAACCAGUGCCAAGCUGUAAGUAGAAGUUAGGAGUACUUCCUCUCUGAUGCUAUGUGCCAAAUAAAUACAUGGAAGUAUUGCAGCCCUUGAGUGCAGUGGUACACUCUCAGCUACUGUUUUCAGAUCAGAUUCUGAGAAAACAGCUAAUGCUUUUACCUAAAUGCAAUGCUGGAUCAGCUCUUCAGCAAAAAGAAUAGAUUCUCAUAAAAUCUGCUGACAGUGCUCAGCUUCUGCUUGGGUUAGGAGUCAACUGGGAGUAAAUCUAUCCCUAGUUUACAAUACCCAUUUAAUCAGCUGUUUUGCAGCAGCUCUCCACAUUAUGGUUUCAUGCUUAUACUAAUGCCUUCAGGGAUACAAUGAUUGCAUUGUAAAACAGAUAGUGUCAUGUGGGUUUGGAAUUGCCCAAGAAGGAUGGUAAAUUAUUUUUGUAUGCCACAACUGCCGCUCAAAUUUUGCUAGCCAAGAAGUGGAAAAUGCAAGAACUACCAACUGUGGAAGAAUGGCAGAUGAAGAUGAUGGACUUUAUGGAGCUAGCUGACCUUCCUGGAAGAAUCCACGACCAGAAAGAAGAGGAAUACCAAGAAGACUGGAGGAAAUUUAAGGACUAUUUGAAUAAUUAUUGUAAUAUUAAAAAUUAGAAAUUACUUGAAAGUAUCAAAUAGGCCUAGGAUUAAAUAAGAAUUUAUUUAAAUAAAUGGGAUUUAGAAUACUAAGAAAAGUGAAUAAAUUUGAUUAUAACUGGAACAUUGUUAUUAAUAAUGAUAUUGGAAAGCUGUUACAUUCAGACACAAGGAAACUCAGAGGGGAGGGACUAGAGGACGACAAGUAAUAUGUUUAUAGGGUUGGACUUUAAAAUAAUUAAGUUUGUUUUUGUUGUAUAUUUGUUGUUGUUUUUUAUAGAUGUAUUUUUUAUUUUUGUUUCGGUUUGUUUUUUGGUUGUGCAACGUUUGUUGCAGUAUUUGUUAUAAUUGUAGAAAAUUUAAUAAAAAUUAUUGGAAAAGGAAAAUUCUUAGCGUUUAGCUUAGCACUUAUAUUUCUUUCAAGUUGCUGGUAGUACAUUUAACACCCAUCUCUUUGUGUGGAAACAUUUUUUUAUUUUGCUUUGCAAUAUACUGGUUUCUGUUGAGCUUGGAAUCUGCUCUAUUUCCCUUCCUGUCUCAGAAGAACAUUUUCCUCCCAUAAAUCAGCCUUCUGCAGUACCAGUUGGUUGACCCUAGUGUAGAAAUCUGUAAAUGUGCUUAUUGUAUGAUACUAAACCAUUUUUAGACCUGUAGCCUAAAUGUGUGUCUAUAUUCAAAUGUACGGUGAGCUUAUGGGAGAAAUCAGUAAGGGAAAUACUGUUAUUGGAAAAUGUCACGAGGGCAAAAUAAAUUUCUGUUGAGGGAAUUGGUUGGUCAAUGGAGUAACUUCACCUGCUUUCAUAAGAAUGAUUUAUGUGUUGUGAUGGCCCUUCUCUAUUACUGCAUAAAUACUGAAUAGGUGGAGAGAAUCUUUUAUCUAAACAUUUUGCACCCUAUGCUAAAAACUGGCAUGAGAUGGAAGAUGUGUUACACACAUCAUAGCUUGGUGAAAGUACAGGAAGAAAGCUAAAAGCAGUUACCCAUUUGAAUUUGGAUACAGGCAAGAGAACUGAGAAGUUUUAGUUGGAGUUGCUGAAUCUAGCAUCCUUGGGGUGUAGUUUCUCUCUCUUUGGAGACCUGAUGCAGGUUCAGCGGUUUUCCUUCCUUCCAAUAGGCUGUAUUUUUAUAUUCACAAAUAAGCAAAAUGUUAUGAAGACACCAUAAAUCUCCAGUGUAUUCUCUUCUAAUGAAAACUAAAUCCUGUAACACUGCCCCUGGGGAACACUUGCUAUGGAAUGUGAUGCAGGAUGCUGAAGGCAAUUACAAAACCCAAUGAUACGUUACAGGAAAAUUGACAUGGAGAAUAAUAUCAGUGGUUCCUAGCCAUAGUGGCUAUGUUCUGCCUCCCCUGUCAGAGGGAUUAUGGCUCUAAAUCCCAUUGCUGAGAAUCACAAGUGGUGGAGAGUGGUGCUGCACUCAGAUCCUGCUUUCCUUGGGCAUCUGAUUGGCUAUUAUGAGAAAAGAAUGCUGCACUAGAUGAGUUUUUGGCCUGAUCUAGCAUUGUUCUACUUACAUUUGUGGGGGCACCUUUUGUCUAAUUGAAAUCACUUGGCAUUUUAAUUUUGCAAGUGAUAUCACAGUUGCAGUCAUCAUUUGCACUGUCCUUAAAAAAACGGAAUAUAUAGCCAAGUAUGUACAAAUGUACAAAUACAAAGGGACGCGCAGAGCCUAGGACUUGCUGAUCAGAAGGUCAGCGGUUCGAAUCCCCGCGACGGGGUGAGCUCCCGUCGCUCGGUCCCUGCUCCUGCCAACCUAGCAGUUUGAAAGCAUGUCAAAGUGCAAGUAGAUAAAUAGGUACCGCUCCGGCGGGAAGGUAAACAGCGUUUCCGUGCGCUGUUCUGGUUCGCCAUAAGCAGCUUAGUCAUGCUGGCCACAUGACCCAGAAGCUGUCUGCGGACAAACACCGGCUCCCUCGGCCAAUAAAGCGAGAUAAGCGCCGCAACCCCAGAGUCGGUCACGACUGGACCUAAUGGUCAGGGGACCUUUUACCUUUAUGUACAAAUACAAUUAAAAUGUGGAUCAUUUUGCCGAGGCAAUGGAAAAAUAUGUGUUCUUGAGAAAUUCUUAUUAUGGAGGCCUCCAGUGAAGUUUUAGAAAGGGGAGGGAAGAAAAAGAAUGUAAUACAUUAACAUAUAGAAUAAAAUCAAAUAACAUACCCCUAGGUAAUGAAAUCACUGAUAGUUAUACACAUGUAUCUUUUAAAAUCCCACCCUGCAAUGUAAAAUGUGCUCAGCUUUGAAGAAAUGUAAGCCACAACCCGGCUCAAGACACUUGUAAAGCAAGGUAUGGACACUAGCUUUGGGAGGGGGAAUGGAAGGGGACAUAAUUUAGACUUCACACUGGAACAUACAUCCCAUUCAAAACAACUUGAUGCAGAUGAACUGCAUCCUUACUUGGAUAUCGCUCAUCAUUAAGAAAGUUAUAUACAAUGCUGUUUGUGUAUGUUAAUCCCUUUCCUUGGAUUGUGGUGGUGAUCCAUUCACACUGGAAAGAUGCUUAGAAAACAGGUUGACAAACAACCUAUACAGCAGCGGAGAAGCAAAGCUUGUUUAGGAUUAGGAAUAACAGAAUACGAGAAGUACUGCUAUAGAUUUGUGCCUAUUAACAUCAACUACAUUUUCAAAGGCCAAAGCUAUUUACAUUUUAAAAUUAAAUUGCUCUCUUCUUUUAUUUUGAAAUACAAAGAAAUGCUGCAGUACUGCAGAGGAGGGAAACAAUUAAUUAAGUUAAAUGCGUUAUCCACACUCUGUUGUUGUUUGUUUCAGCAACAUAAACACAGCAUGACCUUCAAGCUUUAGUCCUGUGUUCUACCUACAAUUAAUCAAUGGCUUUCUCUGAAUUCUAUUGUCCUGUUUGCAACAAUAAGAUCUCCUACCUACAUGAACUGGAGAGCUUGUUAAGAGAACAUUCAAUCAUUAUUUUUUAAAAAAGAGUCAGUAGGCAGUCGUGUUGGCAUAAGUGUUGCACUUGUUUUCUUCCAUCAGUCACAGAAGCCAUACACCCUGCAGAUUUUGAAAUCAAAUGACUGCUAUGGCAAAGUCCACAAGGUUCUACAGAGAACAAGAAUUCAGGCAUGCCAACAUGAAGCGCACUGUCCCUUAUUUAUUUCAUGCUUCUGGUGAGAGCUUUGGGCAUGAUCCACUGUAGAAAAGCUGGGCAUUCCACAGAAGAGUUGUGAGUUGGAUCAGCGUUGAUGUGAGUGUCGGUUCAGGUGAUUGGAUGCUGCAGUUUCUGGAAGACACCAGGGCCCACCAUUGCUAUGCUAGGGAAAGCCUAUGUAACGUUGGAAAGGGUCGAUCACUUGUCCUACCUGGGCAGUUAUCUUUCCACAAGGGCCGACACUGAUGCCAAAAUCCAGCAUCGCAUGAGCUCUGUGAAUGCAGCUUUCUCCCAACUGAAGCGCAAAGUGUUUGAGGACUGGGGCAUUAGCAGGGGAACAAAAAUGCUUGUUCACAAAGCUAUUGUACUACCAACUUACUGUAUGCUUGUGAAACAUGGACCACUUAUAAACAGCAUCUCCAACUCCUUGAAAGACUCCAUCAACGGUGUCUCCAAAAAUUUCACAUGUCACUUGGGAAGACAAGCGAACUGGAAGAAGCAAUGAUCACCAGUGUCAGAGCAAUGAUUCUUCAACAUCAGCUUCAUUGGACUGGUCAUGUUGUUUGAAUGCCUGAUUAUCAUCUUCCAAAGCAACUACUCUAUUCCAAACUUAAAAAUGGAAAGCGUAAUGUUGGUGGGCAACAAAAGAGGUUCAAGGCAAGUAUUUAAAAAUGUAGUAUAAACACCGACAACUGGGAACCACUGGCCUGUGAGUGCUCCAAUUGGAGAACAGCCUUUACCAAAGGUGUCACAUACUUUGAAGAUGCUCGAACUCAGGACAAAAGGGAGAAAUGUGUUAGAGGACAAACCCUCACCAUGAUCAACUCCUGCCCAGAAAGCUAUAUCCCCACUGUGCAAGGAUGUGUGGAUCCAGAAUUGGCCUCCACAGCCACGGACUCACUGUUAAGACCAUGUUCAUGGAAGACAAUCUUACUCAGCUACAAGUGAUCACCAAUGAGGAAGCAGCUAUGGGCUGCUGCAUAGAUACAAACCUAGCAUGGCAAUCUAAUCUAAUUAGCUGCAUCAGCAGCUGGGGAAAGUUACCCAGGGCUAUAAAUUUAGAACGUCUUAGCAAGGAAACUUACUCCAUGAGCAAGAGGGGAGUCUCAGCUGACAAAACAUUUUAAGUACAAAAUGUUCAACUUCCUUGAAAACAUUUCUCUCGGAGAAACCUUCUCUAAAUUAACUACCUUCCAGUUCUAGACUAUUUAAAAUUGAAGCUACUUGUACUUUUGCAUGUUUAGAUAUCAAAGUUCGUUUAAAAAUCAAUGUCUAUUUUAUAGCAUGAUCCUAGUGAUCUUAAUAUGGAAGCAGAGAGCCGAAGCAACCAUGUACCCAUUAAAUAUAUAUGAGGCUGCAUUUGAAGUGAACUACAUGGCAGGAAUGGUAUAAUUGGAGGUACCUAAAAAUAAGAAUAAUUAACCAAGCCUUUGAAAACCAAAGGCAUAUACCUAUAGCCAUCAAGCAUAUUGCAUGCUACCGUCUUCUGUAAAUGGUUUAAAUGAAAUCUAAUGGUUUGAUCCAAUGUGCUAUUGAGAGAGUAGAUGUUGCGUGGUGAGUUCCCGCCUUCCCCCUUGGAAAUAAAGACAUGAGACACAAGAAUUCGAGUUAAUGGGUCAAAUUAGGCCACAACUUUAUUGAUUACAGGAAUUGAGCGGUAUUGGCUUAGGCAUUGGUCCUAAUACUAACCGGUUUCAGCCCUCUUGCUUAAAGACCGGUAAGGGUUAACCACCAAUAGGGGGAGUCCUGCUGAGGCACGUCAACUAGGAGCCGCCCCCGGAGUUAUGGCUUGGGGGCGUGCCAAGGGCCCACACCUCCCUAGGCUCAGGACAAGGCCACACCUCCCGGAAUCUUUUACCGGACUACCCUUUGUUUUGGGGGAAGGUGAUGGCACUUCCUUCCCCCCGCAACCCCACCUCCUCCCUAGCUCGGAAGUGGCUUUGUCAUAGACUAGGGAAAGAAUGAAGGCAUGUGAACAAUCUUGGCUUAGCUACAUUUCCAAAGAAUGAAAGGUUUUUCACUUCUACAGAUGCCAUCUAAAAAAUUCACGUAUAUUGCUAGUCAUAUAAGAAGGCCAUAAUAUUAUGUAAAGUAUUAGAUUGCACAAGAAAAUGGAGCAAGGAGAAAAUAUAAUCAGGAGCUCUUCCAAAGUUGUGAUGUUUUAAGCAAGAUACAAGUAUAGACUAUGGAGUCAGCAGGAGUUGUUGCAGUGACUCAUGAGAAGGCAUUUUUUUGAAUCAGAAUUUGAAAGCUGGAUUGGGUUGGAGGAUAUCAGACAAGACCUCCAGGUGAACAGUGGCAGUGAUGGAUAAAUUGUCCCAGAAAGGAUUAGUGAAAGAAGGCUAUGAGCAAGGGUGGAGGGUGGGAGAAUAGAUUAAUUAGCCAUUAAAAUGCCGUAAGACCCCAAGAACCAGAAACCUAUAUGAGGACCUUUUGAUUAUGAUAAUCAUAAUCCCGCCUCCCAGGGGGAAGGAGUAGCAAAUCAAUGUAUAAUCCUGUUAGGAUCAUAAAUAUACUUUACUGAAAAGCAAUGAUGUGCUGAUGAUACAUAAAUUUGAAGUGAAAGCUUCAUUGUAAUGGGUAUUUAAGAAGUUCACGAACUGCUUUAUAAACUUCUGUUUUCAGAAUAGGAAUGGCUUCAUGAUUUUAACUGCACUCUGCAGUACUGCAAACCAACCACAUGGUUUCAGUAAUGAUGAAUAAAUAAUCACGCCUCUUUUCACACAGUUGCACAUAAACAGAGAAGAGUUGCAUACGGGACACUUUUUUCUUCUAAAAAAGUUCAAAUCCCAACCUGUGCAGUCCUUCAUACUUAUGUUGGCAAGCUCCAGAAAAAUAUUACAAUCUUCCCAUUGUUCUUUGUGGUCUGGUUGCUAUGACUCUGCUCUAGAGUGCAUCUGGUAACUAUACCAAGGAGUGAGCUUUUGAAGCUACAUUCUGGUGUCAGUGGAUGACCCUAAAUUAAGUUCUAUAACCCAAACUGUAACCACAGGCCCAAUCUGUCAACAGCUAAACAAAUCACAUUUUUUCUAGAAGGCCCUUGCAUUUUAGUUUUGCCGUUCUGUUUUGGCAUCAGAAUUCGGCUCUUGUGUUAAGGUUUUUAUCUUUAAUCUACCUCCUACUUUAUUAUCCUUGUUUCAGCUUUACUCAAUCUGCAUGAAGUGGGUACUUGAAUGCUUACAGAUGUAGUUUUUAUUUUAGCUGGAGGAUUACAGAGCUUUUGUGUGGCUUUGCAUUUUCAGGGUUGAGAGGCUAGGCAACUGAUGUGGUAAGAGCAGCUGAACUGACAACCUUUCAUUGCUGGGUUUUUCUUUUGUUUUUAAAAACAAAGCUCAGAAGUCCAUCACCAAAUUGCCCCUAAGUACUGAAAAACACUGAAUGCUGCAUAACAACCACACACAUUUGUUUUAGCUAUUGCAGAAAAACAAAAACAAAAAAAAAUAUUCAUUGUUUGGCAAUAAUUGGCCAUUGUUAGCUGUCCAAAAGAAGAGAAGAAGAAGAGUUUGGAUUUGAUAUCCCGCCUUUCACUCCCUUUAAGGAGUCUCAAAGCGGCUAACAUUCUCCUUUCCCUUCCUCCCCCACAACAAACACUCUGUGAGGUGAGUGGGGCUGAGAGACUUCAAAGAAGUAUGACUGGCCCAAAGUCACCCAGCAGCUGCAUGUGGAGGAGCGGAGACGUGAACCCGGUUCCCCAGAUUACAAGACUACCGCCCUUAACCACUACACCACACUGGAGGCUGCUAGGAAAGCCAAAAAGGCAUCCUUGAAGGAAGUCCCAACUGAAAGAUAGCAAAUGCUAACCAUUUGUACUAUAAUGAAACCUAAUAUUCUUCUGUGUUCUCACAAGAAGCUCAUAUUUCUGACAUCAUAUUCCAUACUUUUUUUUUUAAAGGAAAGUCAGUUUUUCAAAAGGUCUAGUUGGGGUUUGAAAUGAUGUAUCUAUUGCCAAAGAAGUCCAUAAGAGAAAAAAGACCAAAACAAACCUGUGUCCAUAGUCUAAACAUGUGUGGAGUACUUUGCAGGGUUGUUCAGUCAGUUUAAACAUUUGUUUCUUUGACUAAUGCUUGAACUAAAAUUCCCCUUUGAGAACUUUAAUAAGGAGGACUCCUUGGCUUUAUUUAUUUCUUCUUCUUUUAAAUGGUAAGUGCAAGCAGCCCAGCCAUAAGCUACACUUUGUACAGGUUGCAUAACACUGAUUUGUAAGCUCACACAUAGUGCAUUAUGAAUUCAUUAAUGGCAGGUUGCAAAUUGACAAAUCAAGUAACACCACCUCGUUCAAGCUUUUAACAGCUGAAUUCACAACCACAACGAGAAACUUGGGUCCGUGCAUUGUGAAUGGAUGAGAUUCAAAUUCCAUAUUCAUGUGUUCCACUUUCAACAAUAAUGGAGAAAACAGUGGUUCAUGUGGAAGGAGCAACAAAAUUGUAAGCCGCAAGCUAACCUCUUUGCUUGUUCAUUAGGGAACCAGCUACAGCCAUUUUCCUGGCAUCCAAGCUAUAUAAUUCAGUUUCUUUUUCUUAGUUACAUUUUUUUUUUGGCAUGCUUGUCCACUUCUCUCCUCAAAGAACUACAAUUCUUUUUUUCAUCAAUUCCAUGGAGGCCCAAGACUCUACCAACUAGGUCAUGCUUAGAUCAUUGGUAUUUCUUAUUUUUUUCCUGAUAGUUUUGCACCACCCAAAAUGAUUAUCUUUUUUCUUUUCUUCAAAACAUCCAAAACCUCUUAGAUUUUGUUACCUUUUCCCCCUUCAUUUUUUUUUUGUUAUAAAUAAUGAAACAUCUUGAAUGAACUGAUAAUAUGUACCAUAAAAGAAGGACUACAAAAUGACGACAGGUUCAUUGGAAUAAGCUACAUUUUCUCACUGUUAAUGCUGGUUUUGUGACCUGUCGGCCUCAGCUGGAUGUGGAGAGGUUCUGUGCUGCAAAAGAUGGGAUCUUGCUCUAGGAAGGGGCAGCCAGCUCACUUUUCAAACUGUGACCCCUUCCUCCCAUUAGCCUUGGAACAAAAUCAUACAGUGGUUUGAAUUGUGGUGCUUCUGGUGUCCUUGUCUUUUCCUUCCUCAUCGGUGACCUUUGUUUAUGGCAAACAACUCAGAUAAGCAUAUCACCUCUAGUACAAUUUAGCACAAUUUGUUUGUGGCAAGAUUAUUGUGUGCAUUCAGCCUCUUUUAGAAAGCUAGGUCAUUUCUCUAAUAUUAUAUUUCUCUUAUAUUGCAAACUUAGGGCUCCCACUCAGAAUUUUCAGGGAUCCAAAGAGCACACACCUAAAAACUUUCAUGCUUCUUGCUAAUUUUCUCUUCCCUCUCUAGCUGUUCGCAACAGGUUCCACAUCGUGCUUUUCUGUUUUGUGUGUUGGGGAGGGGGGUAAGGACUCUCACUGGUGGCAGCCAGCAUGGCAAAUGGUCAGGAAUGAUGGGAGUUUUAGGUCAGCCACAUUUGGAGGGACGUUUCCCUAUACCUGCUGUAAAAGAUUCUGGGAUGUUCCAAAAUUUGAGAUUAAUAAAGAUAAUAUGGUUACACAAUGGUAGCGAUUUUUAUAUUGCUAAUGGAAGAAUGGAAAUGUCAUUUCAAUAUGCUAUACAGACAGCUCUGUGUCCUCUUCUCUUACUUCUUCUGUUUUACCUUGAGAAUGAGCUCCAGAACAGGGAGCCAAAAUUGAAGCCACUUGAAAGAGAUGAAACUAUGGAUCUGAUGGGCUUAUGCAGGUUUUCCCCCUGAAGAAGAAGCUUAUUCUGUUGCUGUUUCCUUUUUUAGAGAAAACUCGUUGAAUUUCUGCAUGCCAUUCAGCAGCUGAAGGAAUAGAAACCCUUCCUUCAUUUGUGUUGUAUUACCUUUACAGGAAACAUUUACUGCCUUCAUUUUAAAGGGACUUUGCCUCAGUAGAUGAUUUUAUAAUCUCCCCCACCUCAACCUUUAGAACAAAUUCUUCUCUCAUGGUUUCAUAAUUCAUCAUUUCCUUAGAGGGGAUUUUAUGUCAGAAGAAAUUUUCUAAUUUCCUUUUUCAUGGAUUCUUUUUUAUGUUCAGAAGAGUUGUUCCUUCUUAGAGGGUUGCCUCUCAAGAGAGUUUCUUUUUAAAAGAAAUUACAUGUGUCCAGAUAAUUUUGGUGAUUUUGGUGGUUGCCAUUCUUCAAGAAUUUUAUAAAAGGGAUGCCUUCAAAGAAACUCUGGCCUAUGUUUGGUUGGACUCAUUCCAAGCUUUUCCACCAAACAUUCCAAGUUUCCCAGCAAUAUAGUUUCUCAAGUCCUAUCUUAAGUCUGCCUCAUCUAGGCUUUCUCUGCUGCUUCUGAAGUUGUGGUGGUGCUCACCUCAAAACUCCAGUAAGGAGCUGAGUCAGCAUCUUUGGGCUACUCUAGCAGCCAUGCCUCACCUUCCCUAGCACAGCUGUGUCAGAUCUAGCAAAAGUGUGGGAGUUAAAGCUGUUUCCAGCUUCCUCUCCAUAUUUAUAACAAGGCUUGAAUAUAACAAGGCUUGAUCUUCAAGAGAAGCAAUGGGAGUUGAAGAUGCUUUACUUUUUACUUACACAUUGCUCAAGAAAGCAGUUGCCACAAUUUUGUUGUGCAUGCACACACGUGUGUGUGUGAAAAGACACAGAGAGAGAGACAUGUUGUUAAGUGCAUGAUCACCAGUCAGUUUUUAGGUGCCUCGUCCCAAGGAUGGAGACAGAACCCGCUGGAGAAAAUGGAACACUGAAUGGAAAAAGAGAACAUUGCUUCGUUCCCUCCAUCUCUCAUUCCAUAUGAAAUGACAGGUGGACUGAGUGGGAGCAAUGUGAAAAUUAAUGUGGAGAGGAUUGGUGACUCAGCAAUGACUGUAAAGUCAAGCAAUCUCCUCAGACGUUUUGGCACACAGCUACUCUUCAGCUUGUCCAUAGAUUACAAUAGGCCAUUUUGUGGGUGGGACCAGGUAGGAGAGGGGUCAGGAGGAAGUAGUUGUUGCUCACCAUCACAGAGGAGGAUUCUUAAGCAGUUAAUCUGCGGUUUUGUUCGGAGGCCAACAGAGGAGAGAAGGAAAGCUAUGUUUCUGUUUCAAGCACUCCAUUUGAAGAGUACAGUACUUUCAUAAUAAAUCAGAUUCCUAUUUUAACAGUUACAGCCCAGUUCUACAACCAACUCUCACAUGCUUCAGCUAUGGGAGCUUGUUUUGAGUAGAACAGAGUAGUAAGAGUCAGCGUGGUGUUGUGGUUCGAGUCCUGCUCUAGAGCCAGGGAGACCAGGGUUCAUAUCCCUACUUGGCCGUGAAGCUUGCUGGGUGACCUUGGACCAGCCCCUACCUCACAGGGUGGUUGUGAAGAUAAAAAUAGAGAUGGGAGAACCUUGCACACAACCCUCGGCUCCUUGGAUGAACAGUGGGAUGUGAAUGAAAAAUAAUAAUAAUGCAGGUAAUAAACAGCUUUUUUGAAACAGCUGCCACUGAGAAUUAUAGAUCUUUGAUCAUUCAUGGGAAAAUAAAAGAAUGAACAGUGUCUGGACUUGCAGGAUUAACUGCCAAAUCCUAUGUAUAUUUACCCUGCGUUCAGCUGAAUUAAAUGGAACUUACACCCCAUAUAGGAUGCCUGGGAACCUGUGGUACGAAUGUGCUAAAUCCUUUGUGGACGUUUCAUUUAGGAGGUAGUAUAAAAUUCCAUGGUGCCCUUUAGACACAUACCUUGUGAUUUAUUAGUGUAGUAUUGCACAAUCAGAUUUGGGCCAGAAGCUCUUCUAUUGGUUCUGAGUGAGUGCUUCAAAAUGGCUAGUUGAGUUUAUUAUUGUAACAAGUAUAUGUAAAGGUGUAAAGCAAGGCAUAUGAUAUCACACAGCCCCAAAGGAAAGAACUGAAAACUGAAGUACAUACAAACAACAAAAUGCUGAUUCUGUUGCUGGUGGGGAGCGGAGGGGGAAUGGGUCAUUAUAUAUCCACCCACACUACAUUUUUCCAAUGAAGGUAGCAUGGAUUAGUAUGGUGUUCAUGUCUCCAGCUGCAGUUACUAACUCUGGUUGCUGGCAGGUAUCCGACAGCUUUUUCUGUCCAUCUGCAUAUGUAACUCCUGCAGCCCAAGCAAGAGCGGAAGGCUUAUAUUGCUGUUUUAUUUCCUGACUGGUUUCAUUUGCGCACUUGAAGGUCUUUCGAAGCCAGCUGUGAUGGAACCACCAAAUGGAGCUGAUGAGCAGCAGGAACUGCAGAGCAAGGCAGAACAAUCUCAGAAAGGUUCUGCGAGGAGGACUCCAGAGCAUAGCUGGGUGGCUUGGUGGACCGGAGGAAUUGCGUAUCUGUUCGCCCUGUCACAGAUAUUGGUAAGGAUUUGGACUUAACUCAGAUGGAGAUCGCUUUUUGAAAAAAAGAGAAAAGGACAACAUUGCUUUUGUUUUUUUUAGAUUCAUACAUUUUAGGGGCCAGAUUUCCCACAUCAUAUAUGCUGAUAUAGCUGAAAUUAUGUCAAAAGCUGUGCCAUGUUACAACCAGGUAAUAAUCUGUUUGUCUUUUUAUUCCAGUUAAUGUAUGCAGCCUGCAAAAAUGCCUGGCUGAUACAAAAACAUUUUUUUGUAUUUUAUCUAUAUUUGCACUUUAAACAAAUGAAAACCAAUUGGUUAUGCAGGCUUGAGAUUAAAAUGAAAAUUUCACUUUCCUGAUGAUGAAAGCUCAUGAUGAAUUAUUUGAUUGACUGCACAGGUUAUCUCCCUUAUGUUUUGGUAUGGUGGCUGUGAAACAAUCCCAGAGUUUCUGGAGGUUUUUGAGAUAUUGUCUGAUCUCCUUACUUCACCUGGACAAUUGUUUACAGAUUCUGAAAAGGUAUGUUCAGUGAUAUCUCUAUCCUUUUAAUGCAGGACAUAGUGGCUCCCAAACUGUGGAAUGAUCUUUCAUCAGAUGUCAAAGAGAUAAAUGAUUAUACGACCUUCCGUAGACAUCUGAAGGCAUCCCUGUAUCAGGAAUCUUUUAAUGUGUGAUGUUCUGUUGUGUUUUUGUAUAUGUAUUCUGUUGGAAGCCACCCAUAAUGGCCAGGGCAACUAUUAUUAUUAUUAUUAAUUCACUCUAGACUUGCCCAUUAUUGUCCUCCCUUUCCCAUCUUUCUCUCUGCCAUCUCUUGCUUUAGCUUUCCCUUGGGAGGUUGGGGGAGGAGCGUUGCCAUCUGACAUGUUUCCUCUGACCUAAGUCUCAUUCCCACAAGUGAGGGCGAACUGCCCCUUUGAGGAAGUUGGAUUGACCGUAGAGGGCACCAAGAUUCAAUUCCCUUCCUUCUUCAGGGCAUCCCCCACUUUCAGCGUAACACAGACCUCCAUGGAUGAUGGGGGGGGGGGGAAUGAAGGGGAGGAGAAUUAAGCUUUCCCACUUCCUUGGCUCAGUGCCACUGUUGAACUCAGGAAACUAACGUGUCUUGCUGUAUUCACCACCUGAGUCCAAAAAAACACCCCUCACAAUGCCUUCAGGGGAAAAGCGAAAACUCUUAUAUAUAACAUUUCAGCCCCCAAAGCCAUUGUGAGGGAUGGGUGACAGCCACUGCAGUCCCUCUUAAGCCAGGAAACAGCUCCAUGGAGCCAGCUCUGGGGAAAGCCUGCAGCCAGUAUGGACAGGUGCUUCCCAGCUAGGUGCUGAGGUGGCAACAGCUCAAUGUGCAGCUGCGGAGCUAGCUCACAGCAGCUGAGUUGGUGAAUAGAUUUCACAGCCCCUCUGUUUGAACUGGGUACUUCCUGGCUUAAGUUUCAUCUGUAAGCUGCCCUUGGGAGGUAGGGUUUUUUAAUGCAUUUAUAAGCCUGCAGUGUAGAGACCAGGCACACCUCUAUGGGGACAGUGUUUCACAGUCUAGAGUCCACCACAAAAAGGCUUGUCUUCACAUGUGAGCAGACAUAAAGGCUUCUGAUGCAUAUAUCAAUGCCUGGCAGCCUUGUAUGGCUGAAAGUGGACUUCCAAAUAACUUGGUUCCAAAGCACUUAGAACUGAUCUGAGAAAUGCAGUGAUAACCAGCUCAGCAGGCACAGAACUGGUGUUGCAUUCUCUUAUCACCUCAGUUGGAGUUUCCAGACCAUCUUCAAGGGCAGCCUCUCAUAGAGUGCAUCACAGUAGCCUAACCUGAAUAUGACUAAAGCAUUGAUUUACUUAGUCCAGUCUUGUAGUUGAUGUACCAGCUUGAGCUGGUAAAAUGCACUCCUAGCUACAGACACUACCAGUGUUGACACAAACAGCAUGGUGUCUAGGAGGACAUCUGAGCUACAGCACUGGUCCUAUCUAGCACUGGUCAUACCAGUCCACCCAGAUCAGCCAGCCAUCCCACCCAUAGCACUAUCUGCAUUAGACUUCAGCUUAAUUCUAAAGUCAUCCCCAGACACCUGUUCAGGAGUUCUACAGCCUCCCUGAGAUUUGCAAAUGAGAAAUAAAGCUGUGUGUCAUCACCCACAUAUUGUUGACACCAAAGCCCAACCUUGGAAUUGCUUCCACAGACAAAGCAGUGCCUUUUAAGUGCAUGUUUUCUUAAUGUGGGACCUUGCAGAUAUGGGAUCAGAUCUCCUGUCUCCUUAAAAUAAUUUAAGAACAGAAAUGGGGACCCUCAGAUGGGGAACUCUCACAGUAAGAGAGGGGGCAAUCCUUUCUUCCCGGAUCCCUUUCCUGUUGUAAAUUGCCCCCUUAAUACUGUCAGUGGGACAAAUGGUUUCAGAGGAAACCCCACAUUUCCUUUUCAGAACAGUCCCAUUCCAGUCUGCUCCUCCAAGCUGUUUUAUUUUUCUUUAAAGGCAGAUGGUCUGAUCAGUGACCUUCAGUGUCUUCCCUAGUUUUGUGCUUGAGUUAUGAUGUCAUGUGCUAGGAAGUAGUUUCAAGUCUGAUUGAUCCUCACACUCCACCACAAAAGAAGCACAAAGCAGAAGGAAACAAUUCAGAGGCAUUUGGAUCAGUGGAUCAAUCACUCCAGUUCUAGGGAUCAAUUUUAUGUAAGAGAUAGUAGAGUCGCCAUUUCUGUCCUGUUUGAUGAUAGCAAUUGGAAAAUUUGGAAUAGGGGUGGGUUGUAUUUGAGUUAAAACAUUUGAUUUGAAUUUGAGAUGUUUGCAUAUAAUGAAGGCUCUUGAUUUCUGGCCAUGGAUUUUUAAAAGGGAUUAACUGGGUAGAUAAUUGAACAGCAGCACUAGGAACAUUUGGACCUUUAAAUACCCCUAAUUAACCUAUAUGGGUUUGUGUUGUUUUGUAGGAUCCGAAAAGAGAUGGGGGUAUCAUAGUGCCUUGCUUCCUGCUGUUUUUGGUUUCCUUUGGCUUGCUACUCCUAGGAAUAUUGGUAAGCUAACGUCUUGAAUUUAUUCAAUUCCGAUUAAAGAAUUUGCCAAACAAAUUGAUACCUUCCAAGUUCCCUCAGAGUGUCAUGCUGAUGCAUUUCAUGAGAAACAGUUUCUAAUGCCCCAAUAAUCGUUAGCAAUUCACAUGUACAUGGUUUGAGCAUGUAAACAUUGUUACAUAUAUAUUGUUGUUAGGCUCAUUCUGGGACAUGGGACAAUUGCAGGAUUUUCUCUGGUAACUUGGCAGGAAGUGUAUUUAAAAACCGCUCACUAAGGAUGGUAAUUAAUGUUAAUACCUCUGUGAAUAAGAAUACUGAUGUGGGUAGUGAGAUUAGCUUUGCUGUUCAAUUGCAUUAGCUUUUUGCUCAGGCUUUUCUUUGCAAGAUGUAUUGUGAGAUCAAAUAAAAAGCUUUCAGAGAGUGGUGUAAUAGUGCACAUUAAAGUGCAAAAGACAGACUUCUAAAUUGACACUGAACUGUAUAAAAUCACCAGAACUUGUACAAUGAGCCACUCCAAGCCUGAAACAAGCCAAAUCAGAAUAAGCACAGUGUGAUGUUUUUGUUAUGAUUGGUCCUACUGAAUUUUCUGCAGUUUCCCCAAACUGUUUCUUGCCGUCAGAAUCAAUUAAGCACAGCAACAAAGAAACAAAGUAGUAGAGAUUAUUAUAGGUGUACAACAAUGUUAAUACGUUGCUGUAAAUUAAUUUAUGUUACAUCAAUUCCCUUGGUUAGCUUAGUUGGCAAAAGCCACAGAGUGGGGAUUACUGAAGUGAUCCCAUGGUGGGACAUAUCUGAGAUCACCAUCAAUGGAUGAAUAAGAAUCCAGGUUUAACAUACUGGGGAAUCUGUAGAAUAGUUCAUAAUUUGAAACAAACAACAUUUUAAUCAAGAAAGAAGGGGGGGAGUAGGGCAACAAGGACCUAUGUUUAAUUUAUGGGAUGUUGAGAGCAGCUGUGUGUGAGAGAGAGGGAAUUUGCCUUCUUAAGUGUCAAAAAUUAUAGUACACUCAAACCUUGGUUCCUGAACGGCUCCUUUUUGGAACAUUUCAGCUCCCGAAUGCUGAAAACCCAGAAGUAAAUGCUCUAGUUUUCAAACGUCCUUUGGAAGUCUAACAUCCAACGCGGCUUCCGCUUGAGUGCGAGAAGCUCUUGCAGCCAACUGGAAGCCGCGCCUUGGUUGUCGAACAUUUCGUAAGCUGAAUGGGCUUCCAGAACGGAUUACGUUCAACAACCGAGGUUUGACUAUAUCCUGGAAAGGGAUAGGGACAGUCAAAUAAAUGUUACAUGUUUAUUAUAGCAAAAUGCUGGUUAAAUACCAUUGUCAUACAGAUCCACAAGACUUAAGUACUUCUCAGACUUCUUGUUGACAAUAAACCUGAGUACUGAUGUGACGAUACAACAGUAUUAUUUUUGCGUUGGUUAUCACAUCAUUUAGCAUAAACCUACAAAGUACAUAUUUCCCCUUUUCACAGAGUUAGGAUAUAUUUACACUGCAGACUUAAGCCAGUUUAACAGUAAUAUAUUUAUCCUAGAGAACUCUUGGGUUUAUAAUUGCUGAGAAUGGAAAGAUCACAAAGUUUACCUCACCAAACUACACUUCCCAUGGUUAUUUGGGAAUGCCACUGCUAGAAAACUGAUACACAUUUGUAGAAUAGAUCACACCUUUGGGUACUGCCAGAGUAACACUCCUAUCACAUUUUAUUUCUCUUCACUUUUCUGUUGUGGCUCAACAAUAUCAAUUACAGUUUUUGACACAUUGUGUGAAACAGCCCAGUUUUAACCUCUGCUAAAAGAAAUCAGGUCAAAAUUAACAAGGUGUCUUGGUAAAUGGACGCAGAAGUACACUGGCACAAAUUCACACAAAUAAUGAAAAAGAAUAAAAGCUCUAAAAAUGAAGGCAGAAAAUGAGAGAGAGUGACCAGGAAAAGGGACAGUUGAAACUUCUCUGAGAUGAAGUAUUUGAAAAAAAUAUACAUAUAUGUUAUGAAAAAUUAAUUUUACAUAAAUAGAAGGGAGUAGAAUGCCAAUGGUGGCAGAACAUGGAAUGAUGUAUGAACUGAAAAGCGCUUGUGCCAUUCUCUUUAGCAGAUCACAUAAGAAAAAAUCCCUGUUGGUUUGGAUGAGGGGGUCAGCAAACGUUUUCAGCAGGGGGGCCGGUCCACUGUCCUUCAGACCUUGUGGGGGGCCAGACUAUAUUUUGAAGGGGACAAAAUGAAUGAAUUCCUAUGCCCCACAAAUAACCCAGAGAUGCAUUUUAAAUAAAAGGACACAUUCUACUCAUGUAAAAACACGCUGAUUCCUGCACCGUUUGCGGGCCAGAUUUAGAAGGCAGUUGGGCCAGAUCCGGCCCCCGGGCCUUAGGUUGGCCUACCCAUGGUUUGGAUACUUCCUUAGAGGACAGGGAGAGGCUGAAGUCCUGGCACUUUGCCAGAGAUUAUAGGCAACACACUGUUUUAAACAGUGGAGCCCUUUGAGCAAGCUGUUAAAUUGUGGAUAUUCUGCAUUGAAUAAAAGCAGACUUGAACUUAUCCUCACAGGUUAUUAAAUUAAGUUGGUUUGUGUAUUUAACAACUUAAUAUCUGAAUUAGAUUUAAUGCAGUUUUCUGGAAACACUAUGUUUGCACAGUCAUAGAGACCAAGCAGACUGACACUGCCAACGCCCUGCCCUCCACCACAUCCUAUCUCUAGGUGAGGCCCCUAUAAAUGGAGGCUUCCCUUAACCUUCCUUGACAGCCCCCAAAGGGGUAGAUUGGAUUUGCAUGCUUAAGCUGCUUAUUUCAUUGCCGACCUGCUCUAGUAGCUCGGAAAUUUCUUUUCAACCUGAACCUGCCUCACUGAUCCUUGUUCUGUUCUCUGUGGACAGUUGUUGUCCUUCUCUUCUCUGAGAGAUGCUGAAAUAUUUGAAAACUGCCAGUGUGUGUGUGUGUGUGUCCAUGUCCAUUUCAAACUUAGUGACUUAAUUUGAGAAUGGGGUAGCCAGUUCUGGUUAUAAUAUAUCUACUAAAUAAAGUAUAAUGCUAUGAAUUGGGUAGAACCCUUCCUUACAUGUCAGAUUUUCUGAAUUUUCAAGAAAGGUGAUUUUCCAAACAUUUGUUGUCGUUCAAUACUCUUUUUAGUUCUGGACUUGUAUCACACUCGGCUUUUCUGUAUACGUGGUUCCCUGCUCCAAAUUUAGCUUCACAUCGAGAUAAUGAUGUUCAUCUAUGAGCUUUAUUCCGGCUCCUGAGCUGUAUUGACUGGUUCUUCUCUUUUUAAGAUUAUUUGAAUGAACAAGGAACAAUGAACUUAUAAAAUAACUCUCUCCGUAUUUGCAGGAGACCUAGUGUCUUUUUAAAAUGAACUGAGUUCCUGGUGUAGGGUGUCUCUGACCAAAGACAGCAAUACUUCAUUGGAGAGUUGAAAGUGAUUUGAUUGUAGCAUUGCUUUGCAAGAUGUGUGAGCACAGCUUUUUUCUCUUUCGCUCACCUGUGGUGAAACAGUGCAAAUGUCCGCCACACCACUGGGCGGAGGGAGAUCUCCCCCUUCCCAGCAGCAAAGUUGGGUGGCAGAGUGCCACCCCAUUUCUCUGGCUUGCCAGGAGGGGAGGUGCUCUGCAAAGCUUUGCCGCUAGACCUGCUCUGCUCCUGGAAGCUGGGGAGACUAGCAGCAAAGCUGGGUGGUGAAACAGGAUGCCACCCCUUGGGGAUGCCACUUGAAUCAGCCACCACAUGGGCAAGCCAGCUCCGAGUAUGCAGACUGUGAGCAGGCAGUGAUUGCUCUUUCAAACAGCCUUCCCCUUUCUGGGACGGGGGUGGGUGGGAAUUAUCCUAUUUCUCCAUGAUUCUAGAGUAGUCACAGCCUGUGACCUAGGCUUACAUGUGAUUUUUGUGCACUCAUUCACUGUUGAUCACUACACAAAGGAGCAAGUGAUUUCACAUUUGGCAUUGACACAGACUUUCCAUGCAUGGAAUGGCUCUGCUGUAGUCAGUGGCAAUGCCUAGCAGGUUCCAUAAAGCCCUCUGCCUCACUGCAAACAUAGAAUGGACAGUCCUCUUGUGACACUUGCAAGAAAGAGUUGAUUGUGUAGCAUUUUCCAGCUUGCUUUAGUGCAGUUUUAUUAUGCAGAGGUAUAAUGGACCCAUUGAUAACUAAAAAGGCAAGUCCUUUUUCAAACAUGCAGAAAGGUCCAGAUACUGUAUAUUUCCCCAUAGAUUUGGUAUCUGCUGAAGACACCUCCAGAUCCCCCAUUUCCCCUCCAAGAGGACAGGCGACAGUCUGUAAGCCGCCAGCCUUCAUUCACCUAUUCCGAGUGGACAGAGGACAAAACUGAAGAUGAAUUCCUCGAUCUGGACCCCGUGCCAGAGACACCAGUAUUUGACUGUGUGAUGGAUAUGAAAGUAGAGACAGAUCCAGCAACCCUAACGGUUAAAUCUGUGGGACUGCAAGAAAGGUAAAGAAAUGCAAAGAGCUUGGGUCCAGGAAGGUGGAAGUGUAGGCAUUCUGAGUGGAUUAGCCCAAUAAGAAUCUGAUUAGUGGGCAGAGUUUAUUUUCAUUCAGAGCAAGAGAACUGGACUCCAUAGUUGCGUCAUAUGUGCUCUUAUAGGCAUUUGUGGCUCCCCUAGGGCAGGAGUAGCCAGCAUCUGCCCUCCAGAUGUUUUCGGUGCCCUCCCUGUUAGGAAAAAGGUUAUAUGAGAGAAUCUUUUGAAAAUGUUGAAUUUUAGGGGGGAAAUGUAGCUCUUGAAUGACAGUGAUCAGUUAGUCAUACAUUGAGUUUAUUCACCAUUGUGGCUAAGGACCUAACCAGAUAUAUCAGUCUUUAGGAUUUGCUUUGAUUAUUAGUCCCAAAUGUUUGAAGAAUGGAGAUGAUCUGGGCAAUGUUUAACUCUUCCUCACCAACAUUAAUCCCCACCCUCUGCCUUCUGGCAAGCUACUAUUAGCUCCGUGGGUGUGGGGAAAGACCAGUGCAGAUGUUGUUUCUGUCUCCUCCUCCUCACCACCACCACCCCUGGAAGUAGAUGGGUUUAUAUCUGAGAAAGGACAUGGAUAGUAAGGGUUUGACCCCUUUCUCCAAGUGCCAAGUCUCUGUCUUCAAAGCAGAAGUCAUAGUGCUAUUCUAUAAGAAAGCAAAAACCGAAAGGAAAUCCUAAGUGUGGAUCUGGUUAGGCCCUUGGACAAAAUGUUGAUGUAAAUUAUGUUGGUGAUUACAUUGAUGACUGAUAUAGCUAAUCAAGGGAACAUCAUCAAUAUUGUUAUGAUAAGGCUGACACCAGUAAAUCAAGUUAUUUUUAAGCUAAUAAUUUUUGUUUGUAUUCUUAUUAUUUUCUAUUCUGUAUUUUUUAAAUAUAUUUUUUGAAUUGCUGGUGCAAUUCCCUGAACUAUAUAUUAUUUUAGCAUUCCCCAUCUUGGAGAAUAUUAUAAUGCAUGGUUUACACUCAUGGUUUCAGGUACCUUUAGAUUGAUUGGGCUUGGGGACACAUUUGUGUGUGUUGCCCAAAGUAAACAAGAAAAGUAGGCAGUCUGUGCUGACUUAUUUCACAAUCAUCAACAAAUGUGUGUUAUGUCUUGCGCAGGAGGGGUUCAAAUGUUUCACUCACAUUGGACAUGUGCACUCCAGGCUGUUCUGAGCAAGGGUUUGGCUAUAUUAUGUCCCCAAAGGAAGAGUCAGCUCGAGAAUACCUCCAGACGGCAUCAAACGUUCUCACUGAGGAGGAGCUACACCAGAAAGCAUUAGAUUCUUUUGUAGUCCAGACAGAGUUUUUUGUGAGUAUCUUGAUAAUCUGGGUUUGUAAGAAUCAAGCCAAUGGCUCAUCUCAUCCAGCAUCCUGUUCUCACAGACAGCUGGGAGAAGCCCACAAUCAGGAUUCAAUCACAAGAGCACUCUCCCUUCCAGCAACUGGUAUUCAGAAGCAUUGCUGCCUCCAACCAUGGAGGUAGCUCAUAGCCAUCAUGGCUAGUUGGCCACUGAUGGCCCUCUCCUCCAUGAAUUUGUCUAAUUCUCUUUUAAAGCCAUCCAAGUGGGGGACCAUCGCUACCUCCUGUGGGAUCAGGUUCCAUAGUUUAACCAUGUGCUGCAUGAAUGCCCACCAACGUUCAGCUUCAUUGAUAUCCCCAAGGUCUAGUCUUAUGAGAGAGGGAGAAAAGGUUUUCUCUGCCCACUUUCUCCAGGCUUGUGGUUUGUUUCACUCCAAACAAGCAACAAGCUAUAUUCAAGGUAUGUUCUUGGCUUACCAUUUGUGGUUUGUUUGGGGGUGGCUUGCCCAUUCAUGCUUAGCCGUCGAUUGACUUAGCCUUAUAUGUGAACCAGGACAAUGUCAGUAAUGGGUUCUGCACAAAUGGACAAGAAUUACAGUCCAGCAAGUGCAAAGUACUGACCUAUAAUAAAAUAAAUUACAUGAGAAGUCACGCUACCUCCCCAGGAAGAGCCUUUUCUGUGCUUCAGCUCAUCUACUGCUUCCAUAUCUAAGGGAAUGCUAUGGCUUCAAUCCUGUACAUAGUUGAGCUGUUUAUAACCCAUUGGCUUCAGUGUAUUUAAGCACCUUCACCCUCUGCAAGAUUGGUGCAUAAGCCUUUGGUCACAAUAGAGCCCAUAACAUUCUCCUAAGUGUUAAAAGUAGCUCUUAACUGUGUGUUCCUUAGUGAGUAUUUUCAGAAGCAUUUUAAUAUUAUUAUUUUUUUAAAGAGACUCUCUCCCAGGAAUCUAGGAAUCAGAUUUUGGAGUGUAAAAAAUAACUAGAAAUGUCACAUCACAUCUUUGAGCUAAUUUCAUUGCUGCCACUACUUCACAUUCAAAGGAAAGCAACAGGAUUCUGCUUCUUCCUGUCCCUUCAGAAUCUGUUAAUGGCUCAUAUUGUGUAUCUUUCAACAGGAAAUUCCGAUGAACUUUGUUGAUCCAAAGGAGUAUGAUAUUCCAGGUUUGGUCCGAAAGAAUCGCUACAAAACAAUUCUCCCAAGUAAGCACCAUAGCCACGUUACAGCUGUUUGUCAAGCUGAAGUUUCUUGUACUGUGUGAUAUUGAAGUGUGUGAAAUUGCACAUGAUUGUGAGCUUUUAAAAAACACUUGAAAGAUGAUGGAAUAAGCUUUGCUAUCCUUGUGCUUGAUAUUUUUUAUGCUGCUUUCAUUCAUGGAUUCUCUUGAUGUGCAGCAGGGGGUAAGUUAGACCUCUGACAAAAGCCAGCUGUAUCUCUGAAGUGGCCACAUCAACCAGUAAAUGUAGUUUCUGAUUGGCCAGGCAGAACCACUGAGUAACAAGGAUCUUCCACAAAGUACUUUCUUAUACCAUUAGUCUAUUUACUUGGGAAGCUGCCUUAUACCACCUAAGGCCUAUGGGUCCAGCCAGCUCAGUAUUUUCCACACUGACUGACAGGGGCUCCACAGGGUUUCAAACAGGAGUCUUUUCCUAGGGACACCAGGGAUUGAACCAGUGGCAUUCUGCAUGCAAAGCAUUUGCGCUGCCACUGAGCUUUAGUCUAACCUUGCGUUGCCUCCUCUUGCUAGUAGCUGCUUUUCAAGGUCUUACACAAAGGUUUCUGCUGCCAGAAACCCUUUAACUAGAGACAAUUGAAUUGAACUGUGUGUGUCUUCUACAUGCAAACAACUGGGCUGUAUGCUGUUUGCUUUUACCCCUUUUUCAUACAACAGAGUCGGCCCUAUAGCCUAUUUAGUUAUUUGCAACUUCUAAAGACCUUUUGAAUAAUACAGAAACUGAAAGCCGAAAGCCUCGCUGAUGUUUGGUAUGACCCCCCCCCCAUAACUGACACAAUAUAAUCAGUUCAUUUUUAUUAUUUCGUGGUUUUGUUUUUCUCGUUUCUCCCUCAGUAUAUACAGAUGAUUGAGGGAUCGUGAGGAGGAUGCCUGAUUUUCAUUUUGUUUAGUUAGGCACAUGCAAGGAUAGGUCUGAGUGGUUUGUAAUGAUUUCAUUGGAACUUGGGCAGCACUGCAGCAAAUCCUUGUGCCAGCGUACUGGUAAGAUUGCUGGUAAUGGAGAGGUCUUGGCAAGCUUUCGGAUUUCUUUGGGAGAGAAGGAGAUUUUGCAGAGGAAGGUCAACAUUGCUAGCAUCUGUAACUUUGCAUGGUACUUUAACAAAAGCAGGGGGGGGGAGGUUUUGCCCCAAGGAACGUGCAGUCUGAAAUAGGUUACAGAAGAGAAAGGGGAAGUAUGUGUAGCAAGGGAUAAUGGUUACCAAAGCACGUGCCUUCCUCUUGCCAUGCUCCCAGUGUUUCUUCUGCUGCAAAGCCAGCCUGCACAGUCCCACACAACCACCUGCCAAUCAAUCUGUUACUAUAUCUGUGUGAGCUGCAUGUCUUGAGGAGGACAGGGAGAGGCCAUGAAGGACAGCUCUAAGCCGUAUGUGUGCAUGUGGCUCUGAGGACUUGGUCUAUGUCAGUUAAACUCGACAUCCUUUUCUUAUUGCAGCUUCAUAUUCAAGGACGGCAAUCACUUGAUUAGUAAAGUUGCCUGCAAAGUGGAAUGUGUUGCUUUUGAGGAAGGAGAAAUAUUCAAGGUUGUCUAAAACAGAUGUUCACUCUAGUUAAAAUGAAAGGUAAACAGGCACUUAACUUAAUGAUCAGUUGCCUGCAAUUCUACAGUUAAUUGCAGUUACUGAGAGAAAUGAUAAUAGUCUUUAAUUCAGCUAAUUUAUAUUUCUUUUGUAGGAAAUAUCUUUUGCAGAUUUACAAAUUUGUUGUGGAAUUCUGAAAAACCCCCAGAAAGAAUCAGCGUCUUUUGAGGAAGCUGGUUGCUUGCUUUAUGUUCUUGUCUCAAAAGUGCCAGCCUAAAUGGAUGAAAAUGGCCAAUUUCAAAGAGGCCCAAAUCCAAGCUCUAUCGUCUAAAAGGUUCCAGAAUUCUAGUGCAAAGGAACACCUCUGCCUUUGCACUGGUACUGGGACCAAGCCUGCUCACUGUAGUAGCAAGCCAUCAUGGCUGACACCAGUAAAAAGCCUCUGUGUGGAGCAGCAAGAAAAUAAAUAGCAUUUUUUUAAAAACUGGAGAAAGAGGCAGUGUCACAAAGGCAUUGUAAUGGGUGCAGAAGUAGCCUGCUUCCCCAGCAUUGGUGCAACAUUGCUGUCCAUAUGGUCCGCUUACUGCCAUAAGAUGUAGUGAUGCAUUUUUGCCUUAGAUGGCUUUAUAAAUCCAUGGUGGAUAGAUCUGUCAAUAGCUACUAGCCAUGAUAUCUAAAUGGAACACCUGCAUUCUUCUGAGGUAGUAUGCCACUGGAUACCAGUUCCUCUGUGUGCAUUCAAGUCAUACCUGGGCUUCUCAGAAGCAUCUGGAUGGCCACCUGGGGGAAGCAGAGUAGACUUACCAAGGCUUUUGAUCUGAUCCGCCAGGGCUACUGCUACAUUUUUAGGAUCAAAUCUUUGGAUGAUUUGACAUUGCCACAGUGUUUCUCACCAAGGGUUCGUUGCCGAUUACUUUUCUGCGGUCGCGGACAGCUGUGCAGUUCAUAGAGUACAGAAGGGUAUCACGCUUCCUUGUAGCACAUAACUCUAGACUCUUGCUUUGGUUUUCCAGAUCCUCACAGCAGAGUGUGCCUUACCUCAGACGAUCAAGAUGAUCCCCUGAGCUCUUACAUCAAUGCCAACUACAUCAGGGUAAGAGCUAAGCAAUCCUGAAGGGUUUUCUGCGUAAGUGGGUUUCAAUUAUUCAUGAACAGCUGCAAAAUUCCAUAGAUCACCAUUCCCACCCCAAAACACACCUUGUGGUCUUUAAAAACAUUUGCAAUUGUUUUGGAUACCAGCUGUUGUUACUUCAGUAUCAGAGAAUGACACCAGUCCUCUUUUCUGUCCCUAUGGCCAUUUCCCUGGUUCAUAUAGGCCCUGCACUUGAACUUGGAGCUUAUUUGGUAGCAGUUGACACAACUCAGACAGAGAACUUAUAUAUGAGCUGUAGGCUCCAUCUACUCCUGGCUCUGAGCCAGACCCUGAUCUGGGCAGAUGCUUACAUAUCCUUCCUCCUUCUUCCCACAAGUAGCCUCAUGCAGCUAUCUAGCUACUUCAACAGCAGCUCUGAAGCUUCUGCCUGGCCGUGUUCUUCUGCUUUGUCCCUGUGGGUCAAGGGUGGUUCUGGGAGCCAGCCAGGAACCUAUGGAGACCUCUGGUGAGGAUGUCUGGCUCCAGCAGUUCAAAAGGGCUGUUGGUGGUGUGGAAAUCUUGCUCCCCUUGCACCUUCUCCAAGGAGACCUCAGAUUUCAAGGCCUGGGCAGUGCUGAACCCUGAGGGUCUAACACAACUCUUGGGCUCCAGCAAAACCAAAAAGAGCAUAAUCGAGCUUGGUUUAACCAUGCUUCUUGCAUAGCAUAAAUGCUUCCAUUGCCAUAGCAACCAUUGCUGCUUGUAUAAAUUGAAGCUGUGCCUUCUGUCCUUGGCUUGUGUGUGGUGGGGGGAGGUGGGAGAAAGUGUGCACUAGCACAUUUAUUUUUGAUUUGCUAAGUGUCCUUGGGUAAAAGACUGGAGAACUGAGGUCUGUGCACAGCUCAACACUAAUGAACCCUUGUUGCUUUGUUGGCAGGGCUAUAGAGGAGAAGAAAAGGUGUACAUUGCUACUCAGGGACCCAUAGUUAAUACUGUCAGUGAUUUCUGGAGAAUGGUGUGGCAGGAGCGUUCUCCAAUUAUUGUCAUGAUUACCAAUAUAGAAGAGAUGAAUGAGGUAAUGCUGAGUCUCUGCUCUUUAUCCCAUGUUGUAAUUGAUGUUUCCACAGUGGAUGCCUGAGCCAUGGGAAAUGAUUGAAUAAAAUAUGGUUCCAUUCAUGAAGCUAGUUUGCUUUGUAAAUUACCUCAGUAGUCAUGGUUUGGAGUGCUUUAAAAAGGCGUGAUGAGCAAAACAUCAGCACACAUGUAAGCCCCAUCCCAACAUUGAAGAAGGUGAAUAAUACAUUUGUUACUUGUUUGUUGUGAGAUUGAAAUGACUUUCCCAAAGGCAAUGGAUGCUGUGUUUUCCCAGCACUUAAUUAUGUUAUUAGGGAAGUAUGAUUUCUACCCUUAUAGCUUUCCAGUUUCUAAUGCUGAUUAGAAAUGGUCGCUUAUCCCCGCUUCUCGGGUGGGCAGUGCUUGCAGUCCAGCCCAGCUCAGCAGGACAUGGAAGGAAGAGGGUGAUCCCUCCCUCCUUUGCAGCAAUCCUGGCCACGGAGGAUGCUGGGCUUGCCCACCAAAACCUAUAAUUUGAAUAGGCUUGUCACAGCCUUCAGGGUGGGAAGAGCAUCAGCAGUGGACCAGAGGGAGCAAAGCGUCUCUCUGGCCCACCACUGCAGCUUAAAAGGCCAGCUGCACUUUCUACAAGCGGUGCAGUCAGUGACAGAUCAACCCGCUCACCCACCGAGUAAUUGGGUCUGUUGAUCCUGUGUUCAUAAACUUGCUUUGGAUACAUUAGGUCACUAUAUUCAGGGCCAGGAAGGAAUUUGCCUGGAAACAAAUUUAGACCAUCUGAGGGUUUUGCCUUCCUCCUAGGAAUCACCACAACUGUUGGUAGAUAAGGCGUUGGGUUGAAUCCUGUAGUCUUAUUUCUGGAAGGGGAUGACGUGGUUCAUCACCCCCUUCCCCUCCAGCAGGUGCAAUAUCUCAAUAAAGGAAUCUAGGUGGAAGUUCUGUCCUGAAGCCUAUAGGAGAGCAGAUAGGCCUUAGAACUUCCAGAGGGCAGCUUAGAGGACCAGCUUAAUUGACUCACAUCUUGAGGUAGCCUUUAACUGAGGCACGAUCCUGAAAAUCUCCAGCCAACAGGCAGGAGUAUCAACCAGAAAGAACACCCAAUGCCUAAGCCAAACCUACCUGCAUCUGUAAUCAAUAAUGUUGUAGCCAUUUUCAAUCCAAGAACAAUGUUGUGCCCGUUUGUCCACCAGUUCUCGCCUCGUCCCUUCUCGUGCCCUAGUUUCAUCUAUGACUGGGUUAGGUAUUCCUCCUGCCCAGGAGAGGCAGGGAACCUUGUGAUCAACAUUUAUGUAACAUCCUGGUUGUGUUUAUGUCUCUCCAUUUUAGCUCUUUGCCUCAUCCAGGACAGAGCUCUGACUCUGCUCUUUUUUGGUUAAUCUCCUCCUACAUUUCUUUAGCACAUUUUUCUUUUCCAUACCCAAUUCUCUUUUCCUUAAUUUUUUUUAAAGCUAUUUCUCUCUCUUCUCUGCCAUUUCCUCUUCUUCUCCUUCCUUUCCUACUCAGCUCCCUAGUGGUAAUUCCACUACACACCUUUGUUCCUGUCACAUGGGAUAACAAUGUGACUGUUCCAGAUCCUAGCCAAGCCACCUUGAUAGAGUUGAUACUUAUCAGCAGAUAUGAUCUACUCUGUAGGAUCCUUCAAUCUCUCUGUCGCAUGGAGCUUCUGGAAGGUUCCCCUCUAGUUGGAAUCCCAACCUACUUUGGAGGUUGAGAUCAAAUCUCUUGCUAUGUGGGAUUCUGUGCUAGCAAGGGUAGGGUAUCAAAGCUGUUCACAUGCUUAUUUACCUCUCCUGGGGUAACGAGGACUUGCUCUAUUCAUGGGUGGGUGCCUCACUUACCCAUCUGGACAAAAUACUUUCACACAGUGAGUACCCAAACUUACAUUUCCCUCCCCUUAAAGUGAGCUGCCUCCAAGUUCUGCUGUCACCGAUGUCAUUUUCUCAACAUCUGUUUUGCUUCCAGGUUAGCAACUGGGCAGUUGACACCCCUUAGGAGUCUGGAUUUAACCCUGUUGUUUCUAGCUGCUGCUAUUUCUACUUGAGGCAUUGGCAUAUUGCAGUAUGGAUUGCUAUGCGAAACAUAGAUGAGCAACUGUUUGACUUAAUCGGUUUGAUAAAUUCUGUGAAUCUGUGAAUCAAUUCUGUGGGCAACAGAGCUUAAUAGAUCACGGUCAGCUACCAUUUUUCUUCCAAUCUAUCCAUCGCAACUUGUAUCUGCAGUGCUACUUGGAUGUUACCAAGGAGAUAGGAAAGCUGUGCAACCUAACGGCACAUGCACACUCACUUUUUCCAAAAGACACAUUUGGUUAGAAGUCAUUCAUUAAUCACAAAAGUCUAGUAGAUGCCAUCAGUCUCUGUACUAACAAAAGAUAUGAUUGAGCGCAAUGUUUCAUUGAUACCUCUUGUUUAAAGAAUAAAAUCAUGCCAUGAGACUCUGAUAUAAAUAUAGGCUACAGUCCCCUUCUUGUUAGCAUCCCUGUUCUGAUGUUUCUCUCCCCAUACCCCCACCCUUGCCAGUUUCAAAUUAUUAUAUGAACACUAUGUCUUAAAAAUGUGUCGACGCAGAGCUGAAACCUUUGUUAUGCCAUGAUGCUUGAGAAAGAGUCUUUGUGUUCCUGCUAUAUACGUUCAAUAAUGCAAGGAUUAGUGGCUCACUAUUCCAGCACUUUUGUCAGGUCUAAUCUGAACUGACAGACAGCCCACGGAAAUGUGUGGGUGUUCUUCAUUUCAGCUGCUUGGAGUCUGAGCUAUAGAUAGUUACUAGCACAUUUGUCAGUUUUUACAAUGGAUGAGCGCUAUUGUAGCAUGGAGGGACUGCGUCGAGGCGGGGGAACAGAAUUGUGAAAAUUUGACUCAUGAAAUGGUAGUGACAAAUUUUCCCACUGGUGUAAACCAGUGGUGCGGCUUACAUGCAAAGGUGCAGCAGCAGAAAAAUGUGGAUAUUCUGUAUUAUCUCCCUUAUUUAACUUUUAUUUGGCCUCCGUUCAUUACAUUUAUCCCGGAGGCCUAGACAGUUCCUUUGCAAGAAACCAUGUGGGGGGUCCAUCACAUUAUGAGUUCUCCCUUGCAAAUGGCACUGACUCAUGAAACAUGGGUAGAAAUGCUCAUAAGGUUAUGGGCAUGGCUCAUAUGGCACCUUUACCGAGCAGUGUGGCUGAAACAUGUAAGAUUUGCCACAAGAGUACAAAUAUACCUUAAAGACAGAGAUGAACAAACCAUACAACCCUGAGAAAGAAGGUAGUUGUUGUUUAGGCGUUUAGUCGUGUCCGACUCUUCGUGACCCCAUGGACCAGAGCACGCCAGACACUCCUGUUUUCCUGUUUGGUCAAAUACAUGUUGGUAGUUUCGAGAACAUUGUCCAACCAUCUCAUCCUCUGUCAUCCCCUUCUCCUUGUGCCCUCCAUCUUUCCCAACAUCAGGGUCUUUUCCAGGGAGUCUUCUCAUGAGGUGGCCAAAGUAUUGGAGCCUCAGCUUCAGGAUCUGUCCUUCCAGUGAGCACUCAGGGCUGAUUUCCUUAAGAAUGGGUAGGUUUGAUCUUCUUGCAGUCCAUGUGACUUUCAAGAGUCUCCUCCAGCACCAUAAUUCAAAAGCAUCAAUUCUUCGGCGAUCAGCCUUCUUUAUGGUCCAGCUCUCACUUCCAUACAUCACUACUGCGAAAACCAUAGCUUUAACUAUACGGACCUUUGUCGGCAAGGUGAUGUCUCUGCUUUUUAAGAUGUUGUCUAGGUUUGUCAUUGCUUUUCUCCCAAGAAGGAGGCGUCUUUUAAUUUCAUGGCUGCUGUCACCAUCUGCAAUGAUCAUGGAGCCCAAGAAGGUAAAAUCUGUCACUGCCUCCAUUUCUUCCCCUUCUAUGGAAGCAGUGACAGAUUUUACCUUCUUGGGCUCCAUGAUCACUGCAGAUGGUGAAGGUAAAGGAACCUUUAUGUCUCUUGAUAACUGAGUGAGAUACUGAGGGAAAGGUGGGGAAUCCCCUUCUGCAUAAAUUCUUCCAUUACUAAUGAGAAAAGUGUUAUUAUAUAUCAUUUAUUACAUUUAUUAAUAAUCAAGGUGGAACUUUCUUUCAUGCAGUUCUUUUAAAUGCAGGAGCCUAUUCUGGAUAUGCCAACCAGAGGAUUUUAAACAUCCAGAGGCUGCUGUUCAAAGGGAAAGCCAACAAUUCUACUUGGCAUAUGCAAGCUGUGGGCGCAACACACCUAAAGUAGCUCUUUGCAUUUGUUAGCUGUAGAAUUCAUUCAAAAAGUUUGCAAACAGCUUAAUUUUUCUAAAAUCUCUGCAGUGUGCUACAUGAAACCAAGAAAAAACAUAAAUAAAACAUAAAUAUCGCCCUGAGACCCCCCAGGUAGAGGGCAGUAUACAAAAUCAAUAAUAAUAAUAAUACAACAUAAAUCCAGUAAGACAGUAGUAUAAAAGCAUGUGAAAACAGGCAUUCAUACACAUAAAACCUGGGCUGGGUCAGAUCUUAUGGGUCAGGAAAAGUCUGGCCAAAAAACUAUGGCUUUACAAGACACAUGAAGGAACUGGUGGUUGCUGCUUCAUAUAUGGCAGUACAUAAUAUCACAACUGGUCUUUGGAAACAAUUUGCACAACUUGCUUAAAUAUGUCUGGAGACAGGACUGGGUGCCAGCUGAGGUUUAUGUUUUUAAAAAUGGGGAGCCAACCACAGCUGUUUUAUCUCAGAGUCCUCAGCAUAACAUGAUGCCUGCAGCUCUAGGUAAAGGUAAAGGGACCCCUGACCAUUAGGUCCAGUCGUGGCCAACUCUGGGGUUGCGGCGCUCAUCUCGCUUUAUUGGCCGAGGGAGCCGGCGUACAGCUUCCAGGUCAUGUGGCCAGCAUGACUAAGCCACUUCUGGCGAACCAGAGCAGCGCACAGAAAUGCCGUUUACCUUCCAGCCAGAGCAGUACCUAUUUAUCUACUUGCACUUUGACGUGCUUUCAAACUGCUAGGUUGGCAGGAGCAGGGACCGAGCAAUGGGAGCUCACCCCGUCCCGGGGAUUCGAACCACCGACCUUCUGAUCGGCAAGUCCUAGUCUCUGUGGUUUAACCCACAGCACCACCCGCGUCCCUCAGUCUGCUCUAGCAGACACUAAUUCAAUCUGAAUGAGAUCAAGUUUUGGCUACAAAUUCUGGCCAUUUUUGGUUUGUAUGCUUCUGCACACACACACACCCCAUCCCACCCUGCUUUACGCAAUAUCUGGCCUGAAGAAGAGUCCUGCAAAACCCAAAACCUUGCCCCCUAUUUUGUGACAGAUUGAUUGGUCCUAAAAAAAGUUGUUAUUGUAGAUUUUGGAGUUAUGUCGCUUAUUUUGCUUUUGAAGUGUACUUUUUUUUAGUACACCAAAGUCACUCCUGUGCCAGCCGAUAACUUAUUUUAUAUGUAUGGUUUAUAUUUUACUCAGAAAUGUACAGAAUACUGGCCAGAAGAACAGGUUACCUAUGAAGGAAUUGAAAUCACGGUUAAAAGAGUUAUACAAGCAGACGAUUACCGGUUAAGGCUUAUUACCCUAAAGGUAAGAUCACUCACGUAUAUGUGGAGCUGCAUGAAAAAGGCCUCAUAAAGUUGCUGUUUUAUAUCCAGCCUAUAAAACACAGCUGAAACACCACUUUUCAUUACUGCACUGAGUAUGUGUCUGUCUGGUUUCCAACCAUGUACGCAAUAUACUAAUGAAAGCAGUCAGGUAUUUUAGAUUGAAUGUGUGCAGCUCAAAGACUUUCCAGCCACUUGUGCUCAUCCAGCGGAAGAAUUCUGUGAGUCAUUCCACACAAUUCUAGCACCGGUCAUUUAUUACGGCAUGCUUGCUCAGUAAAUGUUCUUUAUGUACAUUGACUAGCCUCUAAAUGCAGGAAUCACCAGCCUGGCACCCACAGGCAUCACAUUGGUGGGCCUUACAAUCGGAGGGGUUUUUUUCAGAAACAGCAGGCCCUUCAGCCGUAGGGGGGAUUUUCUGAAUUAUGUGGGUAAUUCGGAAAUUACUUGGACAGAGAGGGAGAGAUGUAUGUGUGGUCUGUUUGCAUGUGUGGUCUGUGUGUGAGAGGCAGCAAGGUGUGUAUGGCUAUGUCAGUGUGAAGUUAUGGGGGGGGUGAGAGAGAGAGAGAGAGAGAGAGAGAGAGAGCCCAAUAGUCCGUAUGGGUGUAGUGAGUGUACUCCUGUGCCCUGUGCAAGAGUGGGUGUCGUAUGCCUACCUUGUGUAUUUUUCCUGGUCCUGGGGAAUGCUCUCUGUUGGUAAACAGCAGCAGCAGCAGCAGCAGCAUUGUGUGUCAUGGAGAUGUGUCAAUAUUGUGUGAUCUCCACAAUCAGGACCAUCAGGACACAGGUGACUUCCCACAGCAAGCAUGAGGUUGUCAGGAGGGGGUAGAUAUGACAGCUGCCACCAACACUUUCUCGAAAUUGGGAAUGUGUUUGCUGGUCCAAUAAGGUUUGCAACUCCUGACCUAAAUGUAUGGCUUUAGAAUAACAGCGGUGCUUGGACUAUCCCAUUCCAAUAUCUUUAGAUUCCCCUUUGUCCCUUGUAUUCAGUGUGCUUCGCUAGCUGCAAAAAACGGGCAGAGGAUUUUUUCUUAGCAACAAAAACCAGGAGUGGUUUAUCAAAACGUUUUGAGGAUGGAAGUGAAGACUGAGAGAUUCAAGAGAGAGGUCUAGAACAACAACCACCUGCUUAAUUUUAUCUUUUUACCUCUCAAAGAUCUCAGUAAGGAUUUUGUUUUCAGUUGUACAGUGGUACCUCGAAUUACAUACGCUUCAGGUUACAGACGCUUCAGGUUACAGGCUCCGCUAACCCAGAAAUAGUACCUCGGGUUAAGAACUUUGCUUCAGGAUGAGAACAGAAAUGGCGCAGCAGCAGCGCAGCAGAAGUGGGAGGCCCCAUUAGCUAAAGUGGUGCUUCAGGUUAAGAACAGUUUCAGGUUAAGAACGGACCUCCAGAAUGAAUUAAGUUCUUAACCUGAGGUACCACUGUAUUUCAAAAAGCCAUUAUUAUUAUUAUUAUUAUUAUUAUUAUUAUUAUUAUUACUUUAUUUUAUUAUUAAUUAUUAUAGCUCAUUAAGCUUGGUUUCCUUCCACUGUAACCUAAAGUCUACUGAGCCUUUUGUCGGUAAAGAUUUGGGGGUCUUUUAAAGGAUUUAUAAAAGAGAAGUUGGAUACAGUGUUGUUUUGUUGGAAGGUUUUAAAGGUGUUAAAGACUACAUUUUCAGCUGCCAACUAGAAUGCUUAAUUUAUCUUUAUGUGUUCUCUGACUGAGUAACAGACAUCUCAGCCUGAUCUCCUGUGACCUGUUGCACUGGAAGCAAAGUGUUCAAGGCCACUUCUAUUCGUGCUUCUGUUCGUAAAUGUUUGUAAUGUUGUUGGGCCAGCGGCAUGAGCAGGUAUCCAGCUGUAUAACGUCUGCAGUUGGGUGUCUUCAGUGCUGUUGUGCCACAAAGGCUCCUUCCAGCACCAUCUUUGGCACAAAUGGAGCUACACAGGACUCUUGCCCAAUGCCAUACAGAGCAACCAGGUGCAAUCAAGAUCCUUUCUCCCUCUUCUGCCAGCAACCAUCAUAAGCAUAAUUUAAUGACAUACGGAGAUUCAUAAAACAGUAAAUCUUCCACACCUCCCAUAAGCAACAUCUUCUGUCAUAGUUAUAUGAUUUAUAGGGUUGGAGUAUUAAGUGUUGGUGGUUUCAGUUUCUCUCUGGGUUUUGUUUAUUUACUAAAUCCAAACUUCACUGGUCAAAAUGCUUAGUGCUAUGUACCGGUAUUUCCUUCAUGCCAUUACCACACAUCAGAACGCCUAAAAAUCAACUGCACUCCAAUAGUUAUUAAUGAUUUCAACCGAUUUAAAGUUUAAGAUCAUAAGAAGAUCAUUUAAGCUGGUCUUGUUGAUUUAAGUUUUAGUACUAAAUGUUGCUUUUCUUGGGCCCUUCCAUAGAUGCAUAUAUUUGAAAGUAACUGUUUAGCACAGUGUAAAAUUUCCCCAUCAAUGCCUAAAAGAUUGAAGCAAACAUUCCAUUGACCUCUAGUUCCAAUCGGGCACAAGAUUAAGCAGCCAUAAAGUGAAGCAGGCUGGAUUAAUUAGCAUGCCUGAAAACUGAGCAGCAUAUCUGUUGAUUCAACAGCGGUAUUAUUAUUUUUUUGGAAAAGAAAGCUUUAUGUCUUACGCUUUCCCAGAGAGUGACAUGUGGUAUAUGCAGUUAGAAAUAGCUGUCUGUCUAUUAGGUUAUAAAUAUGAUUUCUUUCCAUUUAUGUUCCCAAUAUUAUUAAGAACAUAAUUAUAUUUUGAAAACAGCUCUUCAGUUUGCUGAAUAGCAGCAAGAAAGUAUGACCUCUGAAAAGUGUAAAUUGCCUACAUUGCCAACAUAGUAUUGCAAGCCUUAAUUUUACUCUGAUGUCAUAAGUUAGUCCAGGAGGCCAUCUCAUGAGAGCAGCAGAGUCAGUGUGGCUUUGCCAGCAAUUGGCGUUAAUUAUAUAUUUAAAGUUAUUUAUAUACCAUUCAUGAAAGAUAGCUGCAAAGAUAUUGUUGCAGUUUGCAGUUUUAAAUAAAGCAACACAUCAUUAAAUCUGGGUAAAAAGAUAGGAAAAUAUAUAAUUUUCAAAAAUAAUAAUAAUUUUGGAAGAAGAAGACUACAUAGCACAACAGAUCCUUAUGCAUCCUUGGGGAGAAUAAUGUAGCUUUAAGACAGGUUAAAUAUUUCAUCUUUAUAUUUAAUUUUCUAUCUUGUUAUCAGCCCUUAUUACACAAAUCCCCUUUGAGAAGGGUUAGUAAACUGCAUACCCCAAGAAAAUGUUUUUUUAAACUCAUUAAGGAGUCUCACCUUUUGGAAAAUACCUUUUCUGGUUGCCUGUAUAAAUCUCUUUAUAACUCUCUUAUAGAAGGGUGAAGAAAUAAGAAAUCUGAAACACUACUGGUAUACUUCCUGGCCAGAUCAGAAGACUCCUGAUCAAGCACCAGCCCUGUUGCAGCUGGUUCAGGAAGUGGAAGAGGCAACACAGUGUGCAGAAGAACAGAAUGCUCCAAUCAUAGUUCACUGCAGGUAGCUUAAUUAUGCAUUGUUAAACCAUUAUGAAGAGAGAGGAAAGAACAUGGGAAGUUUUAAGGAAGUUGUCGUUGUGUUAAAGUAACCUUCUCUCACAAUGCUGAUCUAGAGAGUUCAGGUAUCUGAAGAAGUGUGCGUGCACAUGAAAGCUCAUACCAAUAACAAACUUAGUUGGUCUCUAAGCUGCUACUGGAAGGAAUUUUUUUAUUUUGUUUCGACUACGGCAGACCAACACGGCUACCUACCUGUAACUAGAGAGUACAAUUUCUGCAUGAUCCACCUGCUGUGAAAAACUGCUUUUAACUACUGUUCUGUUAGCCUAUGUCAGGUAUGGUAGUGAGGAAGCAUCUCUUGCUUCUAAUUUGGCACUGGAACUUCAAAGAGAAGUCGUCCCCCCCCAAAAAAAAACCCCAGAAGUAUGGCCCCAGAAGCCUUUAUGAUGUGAAAACCUUAUACCGACACUUGAGUUUGUGCUGGAAGUGACCUGACUCUUUUAUUGUCCCCAUCUGCUGUGCAGAUGGAAUGGAAAACAGUGUGGGUUGCUUAAUUAACCAUGCAAUGUGGGGAAACAGUCAGUUUAAAGGGGGGGUAGAGAUAGGCUCAUUUAAUUCUUUUUCCUAGGCUGACAGUGACCCGGUUUCUGAGGUGAAGCUGCAGCCAUUUCCCCCACCACAAUUCCACCACUCAUUUUUUGUAAUGACAUCCAGGUGACACUGAAGGAGUUUGCAGGUGAAUCAACAUUAUACACAUGUGUGUGCGCACACAGAUAGAUAUAUAUAUAUAUAGGGAAAACUAUGCAAAUUUGACCUUCUCAUAUAUCAUUCUCUAGGUGGAGUCCUGGGGUCACAUGGUACAUUCAAUUCAUAGUGGACAGGAGUUCUCCUCCACUGUGAGAAUUGCCCGGUUAGCAUAUGAACUGGAUUCAUAUGAAGUGACUCAUAGUCUCUGGGAAAGUCGCUGUUAAUAUUGAAUGAUCUAUGUACGUGAGGGAGAGGGAAGGAGAGAGAGAUGAAGAUCAUCCUUAUCCUAGUAAAAAUUCAUAGCUUUGUUCUUGGGCUUUCCUGGGCUUGUUCACAGUAGAAAAUGGCAGACUUGCUUUUUAAAUAAAAAUAAAUACUAAAAUAGAUUUUGAUUUUUUUAUGAACAUCAUAAGAGCAGCCAAGCAUGCAUGGAAAAUGAGCAGAGAUCAGCUAUCAUAAAUUAUACAUUGAAAUGAAAGACUAGUUAGUGUUCUCAUACAAAAUAAAUUCAGGUUCUGAUAACAUAAGUUCCUUUUUUUUAUACCACUGGACUUUGGCAGGCAGCAGGAAACAUUCCUAUUUUAAAGCAGAUAUCCUUUUUGAUACGGUUACAGAAAGAGUCCAUAACUGACCAUAUAUAUUGACAAUCAUUUAAUGUCAUGACACUAGAUGGAGAAAUUUUAAAACCAAAUAUGAGCAUUCCUUGUACAAACUGGCCUGGGGGGGUGGGAACCAAUGAGAUCCUGGUGGCCUUAAAUGUACUGUGAUGUAUCAAUGCACAAAUAUCAGUAUGCCAAACCUCUUAAAGUAAUCUUAAAAGUAUAUCUGCAUAAUAUAGCAAAAUCAGUUUUCUAAAACAGCUUUUUGCCAGAAUUCUCAGUUUAUCCUGCGUUCACAAGUGCUGUGUCAAUGUAUCUUAAUAGAAUGCUAUUUUAUCCAGACUCCUAGCUGUCCAGUUUUGAUGGUCCUCUUGUCCAAUGCCCUUAUCCCAGCCAUUCAGAUACAUUUUGUAACUUGUUUAAAUGAGGAAAAUACUGCUGCAAAAUGCAUGUAGCAACUGUCCUUAAAGAAUACUCCAUUAUACAACAUGCUUUGUCACUUUUGCUUCUCAUUUUUCAUUAAAAUAAUAAAUAGAAUUUAUCACUUGCUGCCACCCAUAAAUGCAAUACAAGAACAACUCUGGUCAAUAACCAAAGAUUAACCUGAAGAACAAUACUGUUGCAGUGUUAGAGACCAGGGGAUCUUUUAUUUUAUUUUGGUGGUGGUUGGUGGAAAUCAAAUCAAAUCUUGUGUCCUGUACACAUCUCCAAAGAGCUGGGUGAAAAGACUGCCCACAAGUAGCAUUUCUUUAUUUCCCCCAAGGGCACAGCUGGUGGCCAAAAUUAUCUAAGUGACAAUGAAUGAAAAUCCAUUUGAGAUGCUACCAGCACUUCUUGAGACCUGCAAAAUGGGAAAAGCUCUUGGACUGAGGAGUAAUUGUUAUUUGCUGCUUCCAUUAUUUAAAGUGACAUGUUGACAUAUCAGGCCUGACAGAAGCCAGAUGGCUCACCUAACAUCUGUCUGGCAUUGCACCCUGUAACAUUUUCCUCCAAUCCAUGUGGUAAUCUUUCACUGAAUAUAUAUAUGGCUGAUGGUUAGAACAUUAGUUUCUGUCUUUUUCAUUUCCUCAAAUAAAUGAGAACUGCUUAUUCUGGACAAGGAAAACAUCUUAUUAAACUGUCUCUCUGCAUACCAGAUUCUCACAAACUCUCCUUAUGGGGUACACAGAGGUUAUGCCAACUGAGUUUCAAUGGUGGGGGCAAAAACAAACAAACACAGACAUACCCCUUGCUUAAUGGUUUGGGGCCAAAUUAAAUACAUGUAAGACGCAAGUACACUCUGAUUAACUGAGUCUUCUUAUCUGUUACUGCUUUCUUCAAACCACACUUACCAAAGUAAAAAAAUCAGCUACUUAAAAUUUAAAAACCUAUUGCAGACCUAGGUAUAGUUUCUGCCCACAUUCUGGGCUGGCUGGCUGGCUGGCUUGCAGCGUUAAACCACAAUUUACAAUAAACUAUGAACGCUUUAGGGACACGGGUGGCACUGUGGGUUAAACUACAGAACCUAGGGCUUGCCGAUCAGAAGGUCGGUGGUUCGAAUCCCCGCAACGAGGUGAGCUCCCGUUGUUCGGUCCCUGCUCCUGCCAACCUAGCAGUUCAAAAGCACACAGUGCAAGUAGAUAAAUAGGUACCGCUCCGGCGGGGAGGUAAACGGAGUUUCCGUGCGCUGCUCUGGUUUGCCAGAAGCGGCUUAGUCAUGCUGGCCACAUGACCUGGAAGCUGUACGUCGGCUCCCUCAGCCAAUAAAGCGAGAUGAGCGCCGCAACCCCAGAGUCGGUCACAACUUGACCUAACUGUCAGGUCUUUACCUUUAUGAACACUUUGUUCUUCCCUUGCUGCUGAUUGUGCCAUGUGGGGAUGAAACAUGAUAGAAGGCUUGUCCACAUGUUCACCCGAACACAGACAGGUUCAAGCUAUCUCAACACACGUACAAGUGCAGGUGCGAAAAGUGUACACUUGUUGAUUUAUGUAGCUCAGCUGUUUUGUACAAAGGUACACACACCACACUCGCUGAUUGACUGUUACUGGUGAACAUUCAUAGAGUCUGACUUGCCAUGAAGAGUGAUCCUGAGCAUGCAGCUUGUUUCUCUCCAAGGCUUUGUACAUUUGGCAAGGGUACAUCUGAAAUACUAAGAGAAUAAUUGAUGCUCUUUCUGAAGAUUCCCACCUUCAUUUUCUGUUCCUCUCUCUCUGGCCAGUGCAGGGAUCGGUAGGACUGGCUGCUUCAUCGCCACCAGCAUUUGCUGCAAACAGUGGAAGAACGAGGGCGCAGUUGACAUACUCAGAACAACCUGCCAGCUACGGCUAGACAGGUGAGAGAAUAUUGUAUUAUUGUCUUUUCCACUUUUCCUUCAAAAACAAACACUGUAGACCCAAUGCUUUCUUCUUUUUUAGCAUAUGAACAGAGUUUGUCUCUUUGGGAAAGUAUUGCUGCUGUACAAAUCAUUUAUAACAGGGGGGGAGACCUGUGGUCUUACAGGUGCUGUUGGGCUAUAAACCCCAUCAUCCCUGACCACUGUCCCAUGUGGACUGGGGCUGAUAGGAACUCGAGUACUGCAAUAUCUGUAGAGCUACAGGUUGCCCAUCAUUGUUGUUUAAAGAAAGUAUUGGGGAAUAGAUACAAGGGCUGGGUUCAUGGCUAGUGCAAACCAAGGUUUAUGAAUCAACAAUAAGCCAUGGCUUACUAAUGUGGUUUGUUCAUGGUUGAUAAAGCAUGACUGAGCCACUGGGCUGAGUUUGGACAAUCAAAUUAAAUCGUAGUUUAUAAACCAUGGUUUAGCAUUUCAUGUGAAGCAGGUCUUGUACAACGGGAAGUCUUCCCCCCCUUUUUUUUUUACAUUCACUUUUAAGUCUUGCCUUUUGAAACAUUGAAACAUUUUUACCAUUUGAUUUUAUCUUUUUUUAAAAAAAAUCUCUUUCUCGUUUUUAUUCCAUUGUAGUUAGUUAAAAAAAGAGGGUACAUUACAAUGACAAAUUUGGAUAUUUCUGAGAAAAAAUAUUGGAAGCAGCCACACAAGAUAAAAACGAAAUUACAGACUAUUAAGAAUGUAAUGAAUGGUUUAAUGAGAAUUAAUUACAUUUGUAUUAUUUACAAGUGACAGGUGUAUUCAGAAUGUCAGAAAUACUGAUUUGAUGACUUAAAUAUGUGAUCAAUUUCACUGAAAUCACUGAAACAUAACUUCAGCGUAAACUUGAACUGUUAAAUAGAUGAAAUUAGUUGGAUUCACUGUUACCAUGCAACAUGUGAGCAGGGUGAUGUUAGCGAAGUGGAAUGUCAACUCAGACUUAGAAUAAGCUUAACUGAAUAUGCAGGGAGAAAUUUAUAGCUUUUGGGGGGGAUAUAUAUUUUAUACAGAUGUAUAGAUAUGAAUACAGAUCCCAUAAGGGCAUUCCUAUCUUCCAGUUGUAACAUGGAAAGUUAAUGGGGGGGGGGGGACGGGAUUAGUGCACAACAGUACUUCAGACAUCACUCCUGUAGCUAGAUUGCCAUCUUGUGGUCAUAUGUAACCAUUACACCUGUACCAGGAAGGCUAUAGAGCAGGCAUAAGCAAACUCAGCCCUCCAGAUGUUUUGGGACUACAGCUCUCAUCAUCCCUAGAUAACAGGACCAGUGGUCAGGGUUGAUGGGAACUGUAGUCCAACAACAGCUGGGGGGCCGAGUUUGCCUAUGCCUGCUAUAGAGAUUGCAUGAAAGGAAAGUUGAUACAUGCCUUCAACUUCAGUAACAGCUGAGAAGUACUAUAAGGACUGGGAACACAGUUGAUCCAACACCAGUAGGUGGUGUAUAAAUACUCGUCUAAAUAAAAAAGCAGGCUUGGACUCUACACCAUAUUUAUCUCUUACCUUCCACGAACAUUAAAAAGCAUAUCUUGCUGCUACACCCAAAAGCCAGGGUGAACCUCACCUGGCUUAGCUGACUUCCAAAGAAUGUAAAAUUGUGGGCCGGAUACCAUAUUCUGAAUUUAAAUGUUGUAUCACAGAGAAUGCAUAUAGCACUGACAGCAUCAGUGCAUCAUGAGGGCAAGUAGUCAGAGAGGAGCACUGAUUUUCGUUGAUUAGGUUUUAGUUAGCUUCCCAAACAUGCCAUCAGGCAGGCUGCUGGAAUCUUCCAUCUUACUGUGGCUAUACCAUGGCUGUCAUUAUUCUGACUCUAUUGGCCAGGUGUAAAUAGAUUUGGGGAACCCGAUUCAAAACCUUUUUGUUGUGCUUUGUAUCAACAACUGCAGAAUUAAACUCACUUUUUCCAAACAAAGUCUAUGACCUAAAAGCAAUUUCCUGUGAUCUUUGGCAUCUCUGUGAUCCAUUACCAAUGUGAUUAUGCCAAGCAGAUACAGUGAGAUUAAUGUCAUAUUUUGAUAAUUUUUUUGAGAAGCAUUUAGCACAGAUCCUAGACCUUAAAACUCUGGUAUGUUACCCCAGUGAUCUUAUAUGCAACCCUAGGAACUCAAUACCAUUACCAGUCGGAAGACUUUUUAAAACCAGUAGACUUAGGACCAGUUUUUUGUGUUUAGCUCCCCCCACCCCAAUUUGUGCCGUAUUAUUUUUGUUAAUAGUUUUGAGAUACACAAUGGAUAUCUGCUUCCAAAUCUCCCCCCUCCCCUGCUUUUCUUCCCAGGGGAGGAAUGAUCCAGACCUGCGAACAGUAUCAGUUUGUCCACCAUGUCAUGAGCUUAUAUGAAAAGCAGUUUUCUAGAGCAGCAGCAGAGGAAUAAAGAUUCAUGAAAAAUUGUUAUGACACAAACCAACAGAACUCUGACCACAAAUUGUAUGUAUUCUAGAGCUGAGAAGACACACGUGGGAAUUUCAGAAUAGAAGAUAUUUAUUUAUAAAUAUAUAUAUAUAUAUAUAUAAUAUAUAUAGUUUUACUUUCAAAAUGCUUUAUUUUGCAUUUAAGAGCUAAGAUACCGCUUUUCUUCAACAUGUGACAGGACAUCAUCUUCACCCCCCAAAAAGGCC
Podarcis lilfordi (Lilford's wall lizard) is the source of this 64605-nucleotide messenger RNA. Lineage: Eukaryota; Metazoa; Chordata; Lepidosauria; Squamata; Lacertidae. The record is from the annotation of a GenBank genome assembly.